GCUGGUGAGCGUUCUACGUAUCUGCGUGUGCGCGCGUUCGUGAAUAGCCAUGUGAGCAGCGUAAGGACACAGAGAGGAAGUGUGAGUGCAGGUAAAGCAUUUCCACUAGUAUGCUGGGCACUGUGUGUAUAUAUAAUAUACAUAAUAUCAUUAGUGGCAUGAACAGCCCAGGGUUAAGAUCUGUUUCUGUAUAUUAUCAAUGUAAGAAGCACAGCACAGUGUGUAUACUGCAUAUAAUACCAUGCACACUGUGUAUACUGUAUAUAAUACCAUUAACACUGCCCAGCACACUGUGUAUACUGCAUAUAAUACCAUGCACACUGUGUAUACUGCAUAUAACACCAUUAACACUAAUAUUCCCAAUACUAUAUACAUCAUUAACACUAAUAUACCUAAUACAGUAUACUAUAUACAAUGUCACUAAUACAGUAUGCAGCAUCAUUAACACUAUAUACUAUAUACAAUAUCACUAAUACAGUAUACUAUAUACAAUGUCACUAAUACAGUAUACUAUAUACCAUGUCACCAAUACACCUAAUACAGUAUACAGCAUCAUUAACACUAAUAUACCUAAUACAUUAUACUAUAUACAAUAUCACUAAUACAUUAUACUAUAUACAGUGUCACUAAUACAGUGUACUAUAUACCAUGUCACUAAUACUAAUAUACCUAAUACAGUAUACUGUAUACAAUGUCACUAAUACAGUAUACUAUAUACCAUGUCAUUAACACUAAUACAGUAUACUAUAUACCAUGUCACUAAUACAAUAUACUAUAUACCAUGUCAUUAACACUUGUAUUCCUAAUACAGUAUACUAUAUCUUAUAUAAUUGAUACUAGUAUAUCUAAUAUAGUAUACCACAUACAAUGUCAUUAACAUUAGUACAGUAUUCUAUAUACAGUGUCAUUAACAGUAGUAUUUCUAAUACAGUAUACUAUAUAUAAUGUAAUUAACACUAGUAUACGUAAUACAUUAUAUUAUUAUUAUAUAAAGCGCAAACAUAUCCCGCAGCGCUGUACAAUAGGUGGAUUAACAGACAUGUAUUUGCAACAAGAUGAGUUGGACACACAGGAACAGGGGGUUGAUGGCCUGCUCAAUGAGCUUACAUGCUACAGGGAGUAGGUUAAAUGGUGGGAUUUAUUUCAUGUACGGGAAAAGGAAGGUUACUAGAACAGUUCACAAUGAAGGGUCCUGCCAUACUAUCUUCUUGUGCCUCUGUGACUUUUUUAUAGCUGAUUUUUGUGCAUUUCAGCUGGCUGUACAUGACAUUACAACAUACUUGGGAUCAUCAUACUUUGAAUCAUGUUCUUCCCCCGGAAGAUGGCUCCGGCACUGCUGAGUUUCUGUCAAUGGCAUUGCCGUCACAGAAGGCAUUUAGGGGCAGUUUCGAAGCUAAGCGUGCGGGAAGCACUUGCCAGUGUUGAAGGGAGUCCUAAUAGUAUUAAACUACAGGUAAACAGCGCAAGAAAGUCAUAUGAUUAUACUUUCAAAUAGACAUCUUAAAGGGACACUAUAGUCACCUGAACAACUUUAGGUUAAUGAAGCAGUUUUGGUGUAUAGAACAUGCCCCUGCAGCCUCACUGCUCAAGCCUCUGCCAUUUAGGAUUUAAAUCCUUUUGCUUAUGAACCCUAGUCACACCUCCCUGCAUGUGACUUGCACAGCCUUCCAUAAACACUUCCUGUAAAGAGAGCCCUAUCUAGGCUUUCUUUAUUGCAAGUUCUGUUUAAUUAAGAUUUUCUUAUCCCCUGCUAUGUUAAUAGCUUGCUAGACCCUGCAAGAGCCUCCUGUAUGUGAUUAAAGUUCAAUUUAGAGAUUGAGAUACAAUUAUUUAAGGUAAAUUACAUCUGUUUGAAAGUGAAACCAGUUUUUUUUUUUCAUGCAGGCUCUGUCAAUCAUAGCCAGGGGAGGUGUGGCUAGGGCUGCAUAAACAGAAACAAAGUGAUUUAACUCCUAAAUGACAGUGAAUUGAGCAGUGAAAUUGCAGGGGAAUGAUCUAUACACUAAAACUGCUUUAUUUAGCUAAAGUAAUUUAGGUGACUAUAGUGUUCCUUUAAAUGUGAGAACUGUGGAUUUUAAUACAUUUUAAAUUAGCUUUAAAGAAGAAACAUGCUUAUUAUAAUGUCUCUGUUUUUGCAGUAACUCUAUUCCAACCUGUGAUUCAAAAAAAUCUUAGCAGCAACACUUCAUUAGCCUCCGGUAAAGAUGAAAUCAAAUCCUUUUAGUAUGAUACAGGAAGUGAAGUUGUUGUAUGAAGAUUCUUUUAUGGGGCUAUUUCCAAGUUAAAUGCCUAAAUAAAAAUAGAAAGGAAAUGGCCAAUAUCUCUAAAUAUAUAACCAUUCCUUUUUUAACCAUGAAAAGGCAAAUACAUCCCACAGCAUGUAAUAAAAUACGUAAAUAGGAGAAUAUAAAAUACAAUCUAGGGCUCUUGCAGGACAUGUUUGGGGAGUUGGAAUGCAGUUUUAAAUACUCACUAUUUUCCCGUUAUUUUUAAGGGAUGGGUACGCUCGGUUAGGUCCCAGAAAGAUAUUUUAUUCCUGCACGUCAAUGAUGGCUCAUCCUUAGAAAGCCUACAGGUUGUUGCAGAACCAAAUCUGAAAACCAGGUGAGUCAUUUUAUCACCUAUUAAAAACUGUAAAGUCAGAGCUCCUUAUGCUGAAUACAAAACGUAAAGAAAUACUAUGGCGUUAGGAAUACAAACCUGUAUUCCCAACACUAUAGUGUCACUGUCCCCGACUUAAUCAGCCACCCCUGCUCACACUCCCUCCCCCCCCCACCAUCCUAUGAUUAAGGUUUUUUCCAGCGCCAAGCCACCCUGUAACAUCACUGUGAUGGUGGUAUGUAAUGCAAGGCGAGCACCAUCCAUGCAUUAAUGCAUCCCCAUAGAAUGCAUUGAAUCAAUUUGAAGCUGUUAGAUGUUAUCAUACAAAGCUUGUCGUUUAAUGGAGCAAAACUCCAAUAAGGACCUGGAAGCGCCACUAGUGGCUGUCUGGAAGAAAACCACUAGAUGUAGAGUUAACCCUGCAAUGUAAUCAUUGCAGUUUCUCAGAAACGGCAUUGUUUUAUAUUGCAGAGUUAAACAGAUAUGAGUACUGCAUUCAGACCACUUCAACGAGAUAAAGUGGCCUGUGUGAUUAUAGUGUCCCUUUAGCGAAACCUGUGAAACUUCAUCUCUGACAUCAGUGCAUUUUAUCUAUACAUGAUUUAUCUGAGCUAUUCAGAAGCGACACAUACAGUGGCGGAACUACCGCAGUCGCAGCUGCGACCAGGAGGUGCGACUGCGGUGCCCUCCCGGCUUUAGCCACUGGGGCCACACUGAAGGGGCCCAAUGAAUUUCCAUGGGGCCCGUUCACUCCUCCCAGCUUACACCUGGUGCAGCGCAGGAGGAGGGAGUCAGAGUGGGAACUCUGACCCCCAUCAGGCUGAGCCACUGGACCCCAGGGAAAGUCACCCUCCUGCACCUAAAAGGUAGGAAACAGGAGGAUGACUAAACCAUUUUGUAUGUAUGUGUCUCUGUAUGAAUGUUUCUCUUUAUAUGUGUAAGUAUGUGCCUGUAUGUGUGUGUAUCUAUGUAUGUGUCUGUAUGUAUUUGUAUCUGUCUGCAUGUGUGGGGCAGGAGGUAUGGGGGGGUCCAGGGCAAUUUUUGCACCGGGGCCCGUGGUUUCCAAUUACGCUCUGGACACAUGUACCGUCUAUAACAUGUGUUCUUCUUAAUAAGUACAUGCUUUGUAUAGGUUUGGGCUGGUAAAUGUAAUAACCUUAAUAAAAAAAAAAACAUUUUCGGUUCUUAUGUUUUGGGCUCUGGCUAAACUCACAGUGUCACCAUUUUGUACUGGGUUAACAUUUGUGCAGUUAGAUGAUACAUUUUAUAAAAUACUUGCAGCAAACGUAAAAUACGGCUGUUGUGUGGAAUGUUGAAAAUGUUUAUUAAUUAUGACGCACAUCCGCUGCGACGGAAACUUAAAAAAGGGACACAUCCGUCGUGCCUGAAAUAGGAAGUGGCACAGCCGGGCAGAAUUGAACACUGAUUACAACAGUAUUCAUUUGGAUGUUGGAGAGCGCAACACAGCACUGAGGAAGACUCCCGCUGGAGUUGAAACUCAUAUGCUGUGUUUUUUUGGGGACUUUUUGUUCAUAUGUUAUGCAAUGACUUUAGGCUACAUGCCUUUUUUAUUUAUUAAACUGCUAAUUUUGUCCCUUUUUUACUUCAUGUUAUUUUGUAUCUCAAUAAAUUGUUGUCUCCUUCAAGACUACCAUCCUAGCAUGUAUAGGCCUCCAGGAGCCCUUUAUAUAGAGCUUGGGAUGGCUCUAUAUCCUGUGAGUUUUAUCCUAUUUUAGGGGCAUGGUGUCUGUUUUAUAGCGUUUGCACUAUGUAUUUUAUUUUUGUUUUUUUAGCUUGUUCCGGAUAUAGACUGUCUAUAUCAUCGGUAGUCAACCUGGUCUCUACCGCCCACUAGUCGGCGGGUUGGGAUUUCAGGUGGGCAGUGGUGGGUUCUGCAGAAAACGCCCAGUGGGCCUCGAUGGCCGUGGACCAAGGCCGGCAGGGGAGAUCCUUUCAUCUCAACUGCCAGCCCAUGCAGAGUCAGCCUUGCUGUAAGCCCUCUCGGGCUGGUGAGGAGAUCACAGAUCUCCCACACGGGCCCGCUGGCACUUAGUUCCAGCAGAGGGAGGGAAUGGCCUGGGAGGCUCUGUGUUCCUCCAGCGAACAGGAUGGUCAGAGCGGUGCCGUGUGUUACCAUGACAAUGCUCCAAUACAGUGCUCUUCCUCCCGGAAGACAGCAGUGUCAGUCUGCAGACAGAGGAGCUGCAGGGUAAAAUGAACAUGCCACCACUGGACCACCAGGGCUUGCAGCAUUAUGUCCCCCCUCCCUGGUAAAAUGUAAAAAGAAGGGAGGAAACAUUAAUAUAGAUUUUUACAUCUCACACACCCACACAAAGCAUAGACCUUAUGCACCCUUCACACCCAUCCCUUACCCCUUCACGCACACCCCUUACACACUGGGGUGAAGAAGUUUUUUAAAACUUCUACAUGGAUACUGUUCAUACCGGACUCCUGCACAAAGAGGGCAUUUUCCCAAAUCUAAGAUGGACGCCACAGUUACACGUUCCGGUUUGUGACGCGACACGUGACGUUCCGGGUCACGUGGGACGCGCCGAAACCGGAAGUAUGACGGCGACCAAUAGGAACUAUUCUGCAAAAAAAAGCACGUCUGUAUGGGGAUUGGAUAAUGAGAAGAUUGAAGCACCAAUCAAGUUGAAAGACACAAUAUUUAAAUCACCACAAGCAGCAAACACAUUACCGAUUGAGACACCACAAAAUAUAAGGCGGAGUAUCUUACAUGCACUUUCUUAGUAGUCCUUUGCAUAGGUACAUUUCUUAUGGUAUGCUCUAAAGAAAGUAAAAUAGCAAAAAGAUAGUGCAAUAUUGCUAGUACUCUUAUUUUUGUAAGUCCAAUCAAGUCUUUAUAAAUGCACACUCACAAAGGUGGAGCCACUAAAGAUUGGGCUCAAGUUGUUCACUUUAUGGGAUGUAAAGGAUCCCACUCCCUCCUCUGUGCUUCAGGUUCCUUAUGCAGGGUAAUCACAGGUUCACAGGCAAAAUAUAAUAAAAUUACAUUUAUUAAUAUAAACAAAAUAAAAAGAAUAAUAUUAAAAGACCUUACAAGCUCUGUUGAAUAGUCUUAGUAGCAAAACGCGUUUCGCCCCUUCAUGGGGCUUCCUCAGUUGCUGUAAAUCUUCAUAGAUGACUCUUCAUUUUUAAAAGCCAUUUACUGCCGCUUUUUUUCCUCUCUCUCUUCAUUUCCGGUUCGCCGGACUUCCGGUUUCCGGUCCUUGCGUUCCACCCUUGGAACGCACAGCCGCCAUGCGUAGCUUUCUUAUGAAGUGCCGAUCUCUUUUCAUCCAGGCUUUUGCGUUCCACAAUUGGAACGCAAUACAGGAUUCCCCCAAAGUCUUUUGUUUAGAACAUUUUUCACAUGUUGUUUGUUGUUUAAUUCUUUAGUUGGUUUUAUGGCUAAUUCUUAUGUAAAAGCAUAUGAUGUACACAGAACUCAAUGUAUAAAACAAUAAAAAAGGAAUGUAAUUUCUAUUUAUAAUAUAAGAAGAAGAAGUGCUAGUACAAAUUACAAAAUAUAUAUAUAUAUAAAUAUAGAGAAAAAUAUGUAUGCAUAAAAAAGGAGGAAUAUAUUUACAUACACACCACUGGUUAUAGAGGUAAUGUCUAAAUGUACAUCAGACUCCUCAUCUCUCUAAAAGGACAAUAUUUCAGCUAAAAUAUGGCAGAAUUCUUAAAUGUAAACCUCUAUGUUAUAGCAUAUAGGUAUAAUAAAAAAGUAUAUAAAAUACAAUCACUCAUAAAAAAAAAAAAAAAAAAUAUUUAAUUAAAAGUAUCGCUAAAAAUGACAUAUCUCAAAAUCAGUAUUAAGACCAUACGGGGCUAGGGAAUUGAAUUCGAAGAUACACUUCAUUUCUUCUUUUCCUAAUUUUCGAAUAUAAUCUCCUCCCCUCCAGUCCCUCUUGACCUCUUUAAUAGCACAAAAGAAUAAAUUGCUUGGAUUUUGAUCGUGCACUUCUUUAAAAUGGAGCGGAACACUAUGUGUCUCCAGCCCAUUUCUGAUGUUCCUGAUGUGUUCCGCAAUUCUUACUUUCAGUGGUCUAAUUGUUCUGCCUAUAUAUAAUAGGUCACAUGGGCACUUCAAAAUGUAUAUAAUUCCCUUUGUGUGACAAGUUAGAUGGUCCUUUAUACAGUAGGGUUUUUUUACAAUGUGUCCUAUGUCUUUCAAAUGUCUUUUUUUGCUAUUAGUUGUUCUACAGGGUAGACAAGUCCCACAUCCAUAAAAACCUUUUAAAUCCUCUAAAAAAUGACUAGGUUUUUUAGGGCUAAGGCAACUCUUAACUAAAAUGUUCUUAAAAUUCUUUGCGCCUCUAUAAAUGAUUUUGGGUUCCGGCUGUAAAACCUUAUUGAGAAUAGGAUCAUCUUGUAACAAAUGCCAGUGUUUUUUAAUUAUUUUCCUUAUUUGUUUAUUCCGUCCAUUAUAAUUGCAAAUGAAGGGUAUAUUGUUACUAUUUCCUUGCUCUUUUUUAGGUUUAUAUUUUAUAAGCUCCUUUCUUGGUAUUUCUUUUACUUCUUUAAUAUUUUUCUCUAAAAUUUCUUUGUUAUAUCCCUUUUCUAUAAAUUGUUGUUUAAUAUACUCGGUUUGUUCUAUAUAAUCGGAUUCUUUUUUACAAUUCCUUCGAAUCCGUAGGAAUUGGCCUCUCGGCGCAUUCUCUAGCCACGGGUUGUAAUGGCAACUGUUUCUUUCUAUAUACCCGUUGGCAUCCACUGGUUUAAAAAUUUUUUUUGUAUUGAUCUUAUCAUCCUCUAUAUAUAUAUACAAAUCCAAAAAGUUUAUUUUCACUUCACUAAUACAGCUUGUUAGAUGAAUCCCCCAAUCGUUUGAAUUUAAAUACGUAAUAAAAUCAUUCAGUUGAUCAUGGUUACCUGUCCAAAUAAAAAAUAUGUCGUCUAUGUACCGGCGAUAGGACACCAAAUAUGCCCCCCACUCAUGGCCCUUGGUUACAAAAGCUUCUUCCCAAAAUGCCAUGAAAAGGUUGGCGUAGCUGGGGGCAAACUUGGUGCCCAUCGCCGUUCCACAGAUCUGAAGAUAAAAUUCGUUCUCAAACCAAAAAAAAUUCAGAAGAGACGAUAGGGGAUUUCCUCAUAAAUUCUCACCGAAGAGAAGCUCUAUAAGGUUAGAGGGAGAUAUCAAUAGGAAGAGAUCUAACUCACGAUUCAUUUCAGAGUCACAGAAUCCACCUAUCACACCCAUUAGGGGAGAACUACAGUACACAACGGCAGUAGGACAUCAUAAGAAUGGAGAUCAUAUCAACACACAAGAAAUAGGGAGACAUUAUCAUGCCACCAAAUCUAGAAUGUAUAGUGAUGUGGUAAAAGAAGGCCCACACCAUUAUCAGAAAACACAUCAAACAGGGAAAAUAGUGAGUUCAAGACAGUACAAUAGUGACAGAUUAGAACCUACUCUGACAAGGAAUAGAAGUAUAAGCAAAUCUUUACCUCCAGACACUCCCCCGUCACCUUCUUUUUUUCGGAGGGAUUUGAUACAGAACAGAAGGAAAUGGACGAACGAUAUACAAUUAUGGGACACACAGGGAAAGAGACAAAGAUCAAUAGAAGAAGAAGAAGAAAGAGAAGAGAUAGGAAGGAGCCACAGAGAGAAGAGGGGGAAGACAUCGAUCUAAAAGGAAUUUUUAAUGUUGCAGAUGAACCACUUACGAAAGAACAAAUAAACAUUUUUAAAAAGGGCUUAAAGUUUGCCCCAACUGCGGAUUUUAAUGCUUUUAAUUUUUUUUAUAGAUAUGAACCAUUUUAUAAGGAAAUUAUGUUUAAAGAAAUUCUUUUAUAAAAGGACAGAGCAGACGUCCAAAGAAAAGGAAAGUAUAGAUGAAUACCAACAUACAUCACUUAAAGAAAAAUCACAAUUUUUUCCACGUCAUCUCAUUUCCCAUGAGAUAAAAACUUUUGAAAAAAUGGUUAUGAAGGAAGUAAAGAAAUACAAAAAAGAGAAUAAGUACCAACAAAAUUUAACAGUAGGAGAAAAGAAAGCACUAAAGGAAAUAAGAGACAAUCCCAACCUGAUAAUCAAACCAGCAGAUAAGGGAGGGGGAAUCGUGAUGUUCAACAGACCUCAGUACUUGAAGGAAGCUAAAAGGAUUCUAUCAGAUUCUACAACGUACAAAAAACUUACAUAUAAUCCCCUUAAACAGACUAUAAAUGCAUUUAAGAAAUAUGUAGAAAAAGGGAAGGAUUUAAAGAUACUUAAUGAAAAAGAAGCUGGAUACUUAUUUGUAACUUAUCCUAAAAUUCCAGUUUUUUAUCACCUCCCGAAAGUGCAUAAAAACAUCACGGAGCCCCCCGGCAGACCCAUAAUAUCAGGAAUAGAUUCUGUCUCCACAAGAGUGUCGGAAUAUAUAGACACUCUCCUACAGCCGUUAGUUUUGGCAACUCCGUCGUACCUUAAGGAUACAAUCCAUAUGUUACAAAUUUUGGAAGAUACAGUUUGGCAGCAAGGUUACUUAUUAGUAACCUGCGAUGUCACUUCCUUAUACACCAUAAUACCUCAUGAGAAAGGGAUGGCAGCAGUACGGCACUUUCUGUCCAAAUCAGAUUUUAAGGGUGAACAGAUAGAUUUUAUUCUAGAGGGCAUUCUUUUAAUUCUGACAAACAAUUUUUUUUGGUUUGAGAACGAAUUUUAUCUUCAGAUCUGUGGAACGGCGAUGGGCACCAAGUUUGCCCCCAGCUACGCCAACCUUUUCAUGGCAUUUUGGGAAGAAGCUUUUGUAACCAAGGGCCAUGAGUGGGGGGCAUAUUUGGUGUCCUAUCGCCGGUACAUAGACGACAUAUUUUUUAUUUGGACAGGUAACCAUGAUCAACUGAAUGAUUUUAUUACGUAUUUAAAUUCAAACGAUUGGGGGAUUCAUCUAACAAGCUGUAUUAGUGAAGUGAAAAUAAACUUUUUGGAUUUGUAUAUAUAUAUAGAGGAUGAUAAGAUCAAUACAAAAAAAAUUUUUAAACCAGUGGAUGCCAACGGGUAUAUAGAAAGAAACAGUUGCCAUUACAACCCGUGGCUAGAGAAUGCGCCGAGAGGCCAAUUCCUACGGAUUCGAAGGAAUUGUAAAAAAGAAUCCGAUUAUAUAGAACAAACCGAGUAUAUUAAACAACAAUUUAUAGAAAAGGGAUAUAACAAAGAAAUUUUAGAGAAAAAUAUUAAAGAAGUAAAAGAAAUACCAAGAAAGGAGCUUAUAAAAUAUAAACCUAAAAAAGAGCAAGGAAAUAGUAACAAUAUACCCUUCAUUUGCAAUUAUAAUGGACGGAAUAAACAAAUAAGGAAAAUAAUUAAAAAACACUGGCAUUUGUUACAAGAUGAUCCUAUUCUCAAUAAGGUUUUACACCGGAACCCAAAAUCAUUUAUAGAGGCGCAAAGAAUUUUAAGAACAUUUUAGUUAAGAGUUGCCUUAGCCCUAAAAAACCUAGUCAUUUUUUAGAGGAUUUAAAAGGUUUUUAUGGAUGUGGGACUUGUCUACCCUGUAGAACAACUAAUAGCAAAAAAAGACAUUUGAAAGACAUAGGACACAUUGUAAAAAAACCCUACUGUAUAAAGGACCAUCUAACUUGUCACACAAAGGGAAUUAUAUACAUUUUGAAGUGCCCAUGUGACCUAUUAUAUAUAGGCAGAACAAUUAGACCACUGAAAGUAAGAAUUGCGGAACACAUCAGGAACAUCAGAAAUGGGCUGGAGACACAUAGUGUUCCGCUCCAUUUUAAAGAAGUGCACGAUCAAAAUCCAAGCAAUUUAUUCUUUUGUGCUAUUAAAGAGGUCAAGAGGGACUGGAGGGGAGGAGAUUAUAUUCGAAAAUUAGGAAAAGAAGAAAUGAAGUGUAUCUUCGAAUUCAAUUCCCUAGCCCCGUAUGGUCUUAAUACUGAUUUUGAGAUAUGUCAUUUUUAGCGAUACUUUUAAUUAAAUAUUUUUUUAUUUUUUUUUAUGAGUGAUUGUAUUUUAUAUACUUUUUCAUUAUACCUAUAUGCUAUAACAUAGAGGUUUACAUUUAAGAAUUCUGCCAUAUUUUAGCUGAAAUAUUGUCCUUUUAGAGAGAUGAGGAGUCUGAUGUACAUUUAGACAUUACCUCUAUAACCAGUGGUGUGUAUGUAAAUAUAUUCCUCCUUUUUUAUGCAUACAUAUUUUUCUCUAUAUUUAUAUAUAUAUAUAUUUUGUAAUUUGUACUAGCACUUCUUCUUCUUAUAUUAUAAAUAGAAAUUACAUUCCUUUUUUAUUGUUUUAUACAUUGAGUUCUGUGUACAUCAUAUGCUUUUACAUAAGAAUUAGCCAUAAAACCAACUAAAGAAUUAAACAACAAACAACAUGUGAAAAAUGUUCUAAACAAAAGACUUUGGGGGAAUCCUGUAUUGCGUUCCAAUUGUGGAACGCAAAAGCCUGGAUGAAAAGAGAUCGGCACUUCAUAAGAAAGCUACACAUGGCGGCUGUGCGUUCCAAGGGUGGAACGCAAGGACCGGAAACCGGAAGUCCGGCGAACCGGAAAUGAAGAGAGAGAGGAAAAAAAGCGGCAGUAAAUGGCUUUUAAAAAUGAAGAGUCAUCUAUGAAGAUUUACAGCAACUGAGGAAGCCCCAUGAAGGGGCGAAACGCGUUUUGCUACUAAGACUAUUCAACAGAGCUUGUAAGGUCUUUUAAUAUUAUUCUUUUUAUUUUGUUUAUAUUAAUAAAUGUAAUUUUAUUAUAUUUUGCCUGUGAACCUGUGAUUACCCUGCAUAAGGAACCUGAAGCACAGAGGAGGGAGUGGGAUCCUUUACAUCCCAUAAAGUGAACAACUUGAGCCCAAUCUUUAGUGGCUCCACCUUUGUGAGUGUGCAUUUAUAAAGACUUGAUUGGACUUACAAAAAUAAGAGUACUAGCAAUAUUGCACUAUCUUUUUGCUAUUUUACUUUCUUUAGAGCAUACCAUAAGAAAUGUACCUAUGCAAAGGACUACUAAGAAAGUGCAUGUAAGAUACUCCGCCUUAUAUUUUGUGGUGUUUGUAUCUCUUUUUUGGUGAAGGUUAAGGGAACCUCACCAGGGUGUUAGAGUCUCUUACACAGUUGCACGUAGCACACAUUGGAUCACUGUUAUUUAUCUUUACAUUACCGAUUGAGAGCUGUCACAGUACAGCGAAACGCGUCUCGGCUGGAAGAAAGGACUUUCCAUUGACUUUUUAUUCAUUUUUCUUUAUAUUUAUAUAAUUUAGCUUAUAUUCUUUUGUUUGCAUUUUAUUUAAUAUUUUAUGAAUAAAUUUUGUCCCACAUUGAAGUCCAUCUUCCAUCUUUUGCUGCUAAAAGAAGGGUGGUAGCCUCCUUAAAGGCACAGAUACCUACACACUAGGAGCUAGGGAUCGACCGAUAUUGAUUUUUCAGAGCCGAUACCGAUACCGAUAUUCUGUGAACUUUCAGGCCGAUAGCCGAUAUAAUUUGCCGAUAUUCUGUACAUUUACCAUUUUGGAAAAUAAAAACUAUUUCUAAAGGUAAAUGCACAAAAUAUACAUGCCACAUGUAGUGGAUGCAGUGUGACAGGGGAGCUGUGUGUGUUUGUGUAGUGUGUGUGUAGUGGAUGCAGUGUGUGUUUGUGUAGUGUGUGUGUUAUGGAUGCAGUGUGUGUUUGUGUAGUGUGUGUGGAGGAUGCAAUGUGUGUUUGUGUAGUGUGUGUGUUAUGGAUGCAGUGUGUGUUUGUGUAGUGUGUGUGGAGGAUGCAAUGUGUGUUUGUGUAGUGGAUGCAGUGUGUAUUUGUCUAGUGUGUGUAGUGGAUGCAGUGUGUAUUUGUCUAGUGUGUGUAGUGGAUGCAGUGUGUAUUAGUGUAGUGUGUAUAUAAUGAAAGCAGAGUGUUUGUGUAGUGUGUGGGUAGUGUGCAUAAAGUGAAUGCUGUAUAUACUAAAUGCAAAGUGUGUGUGUAUAUAAUGAAUGCAGAGUGUGUGUAUUUGUGUAGUGUGUGUAUAGUGAAUGUAGUGUUUAUAUAAUGCAGAGUGUGUGUUUGUAUAGUGUGUAUAUAAUGCAGUGUGUUUGUGUAGUGUGCAUUAUAUAAACACACUACACAAACACACUGCAUUAUAUACACACACCACACACACUGCAUUAUAUACACACACUACACAAACACUGCAUUAUAUAAACACACUACACAAACACACACACUGCAUUAUAUACACACUACACAAACACACUGCACAAACACACUACAUAAACACACACCGAAUUAUAUAAACACACUACACAAACACACUGCAUUAUAUACCCACACUACACAAACACACACUGCAUUAUAUACCCACACUACACAAACACACUGCAUUAUAUACCCACACUACACAAACACACACUGCAUUAUAUACCCACACUACACAAACACACACUGCAUUAUAUACACACACUACACAAACACACUGUGUAUAUAAUGCAGUGUGUGUUUGUACAGUGUGUGUAUAUAAUGCAGUGUGUGUUUGUGUAGUGUGGGUAUAUAAUGCAGUGUGUUUGUGUAGUGUGGGUAUAUAAUGCAGUGUGUUUGUGUGCAUUGUAUACAAACACACACACUAUACAAACACACACUGCAUUAUAUACACAGUGUGUUUGUGUAGUGUAUGUGUAUAUAAUGCAGUGUGUGAGGGGGCAUUUUUUAUUAAAUUAUUUAAAAAAAAUUAUAUUUACUUAAUUAUUAUUUAUUUUUGUUGUCCCCCCUCCCUGCUUGUUACCUGGCCAGGGAGGGGGGAUAUGACAGUCCCUGGUGGUCCAGUGGUAUUGGCUGAGCUUUGGGGGGGCGGAGAGCAAGCGCUUACUCACCUCCCAGCAGCUCCUCCAGCUCCCCAGUGCAACUCUCGCGGCCAGCGUGUCGCGCGGAGCGUUGCCAUGGUGAUCCAUGGCAACGCUCUGACGGCCGCGGGUCUCGCGAGAGUUGCACUGGAGGAGCUGCUGGGAGGUGAGUAAGCGCUUGCUCUCCGCCCCCCCAGGACCGCCGGGCUUGUAAUGAGCCUGGCGGUCCUAGGAGGUAUUAUCGGCAAUAUCGGUAUCUGAAUUGGCCGAUAUUGCAGAGAAUACCGAAUAUCGGCCGAUUAUAUCGGUAAAACCGAUAAUCGGUCGAUCCCUACUAGGAGCCAGGUAUAAGGGCUCCCUACCAGGUGAGAAGCCAUUUAUUUUAAUAUUCACCACUGAACACUGUGACUUACUACACAAGGAUCUCUCCUUUUUUACUUCCUUUAUGUAUGUAUAAGGACCACAGACGAUUAGAGGAUCGAUUGGGUAUUGUGUCGCCUUAAGUACACACACGCCGCUGUGAUCUGAGCCUAUCCUAAUUGGCUCAGUUAUAUGUGAGUGGGUCUAUAUAGUAUAUUUACUUUUUGUGUCUGUUACCCAGCGUUACUUGAACUAUUUGUAUCUAGAUUUGUUUCAGAUACAUUGUUUCAGAAUAUCUUCUUAACAUUUGAGCGCUCCACAUGUACACCAGUGGUGGUUUUUAUUUCUAAUCUCCUACACUGAGUGUUCACUUUGUUCAAUUUUAAAAUAUGUUUGCCAUUUAAUUGGAAGCCAAUGCAGGGAGUUGAGAACAGGUGUUAUGUGACAGGAGCGAGUUUGAUUGGUCAGUAGUCUGGCUGCUGCAUUUUGUACAGUAUGAAGGCGAUAGAGUUCUUUUUCUGGGAGUCCCAAUUAAAGUACAUUGCAGUAAUCUAGCUGAAAGGAUACAAAUGCAUGGAUUAAUGUUGGCAUAUCAUCCGGUGGAAUUAAGUGUUGUAUCCUGGCUAUGUUUUUCAGAUGAAAGUAGGCAGAUUUUAUUACGGAGGAAAUCUGCUGUUUAAAUGAUAGUCCAGAGUCAAUCAGCACUCCGAGGUUUCGUACUUUUGAUGAACUAAUGAGUUCAGAGCCCCCAAGCUCCAGGCCAAUUGGGUGAUCAUGGGAUAUAUUUGUUGCCCGGGGUCUCCUCACCAAGAGUAACUCUGUUUUGUCCGGGUUCACUUUAAGCCAACUAGCAUUCAUCCAUUCUUCAAGGUCUGCUAAGCAACUGUUGAUGCGGCAUGGUGGUUCUGUGGUAUCUGGAGCAAAGGAGAAGUAGAGUUGUGUGUCAUCAGCACAGCAGUGAUAUCUUGGGCCAUGUUGCCUGAUGAUGUCCCCCAGUGGUAGCAAGUAAAUUGCGAAUAGCAUGGGAGACAAGAUGGAUCCUUGUGGAACUCCGCAGGCCAGUUCUGUUGGUGCCGAUGAGCUUUAUUCCUAAUGUUAGUCUCUGUGAUCUACCAGUGAGGUACAAGUGGUCUAAAAACUCUAAGAAUCAAAUGCAUAUAAAAGAAUCCCAAAUCUUCAUGCCUACUGCUCAGAAAUGAAUACAAUUUAUGUAAUAGAAAUAAUAGUAUUUGGAUAAUAUAUUUGUAUCCAUAUCUUGUGCUACUCAACUUAUCAGCAAAUUUAGACUUCUGAAUUGCUGGCAUUAUAGCAAAAAUGUUAUGUCUGCCAGAAUGGUUAGGGGAGCAUCCAUUUCCACCCACAGGUGUAAGUGCAGGCUGGCUAGUUUACCAUUUGGGGAGGCCGUGUAUGUCUUUUUUAGCAGCCAUCAUGGAGUAGACUGAGGGCAAAGCGUCAGGUAAGCAUACCAUUUAGAAUAUCCAUUUGCUGGUAAUUCCACUAACAACAUUAGGGAUCGACCGAUAUUGAUUUUUUUAGAGCCGAUACCGAUAUUCCGUGAACUUUCAGGCCGAUAGCCGAUAUAAUUUGCCGAUAUUCUGUACAUUUACCAUUUUGGAAAAUAAAAACUAUUUCUAAAGGUAAAUGCACAAAAUAUACAUGCCACGUGUAGUGGAUACAGUGUGUUUAGACAGGGGAGCUGUAUGUGUUUGUGUAGUGGAUGCAGUGUAUGUUUGUGUAGUGUGUGUAGUGGAUGCAGUGUGUGUUUGUCUAGUGUGUAGUGGAUGCAGUGUGUAUUUGUCUAGUGUGUAGUGGAUGCAGUGUGUAUUUGUCUAGUGUGUAGUGGAUGCAGUGUGUAUUAGUGUAGUGUGUGUAUAUAAUGAAAGCAGAGUGAUUGUGUAGUGUGUGUAAAGUGAAUGCAGUAUAUACUAAAUGCAAAGUGUGUGUUUAUAUAAUGCAGAGUGUGUGUGUGUGUUUGUAUAGUGUGUGUGUAUAUAUAAUGCAGUGUUUGUGUAGUGUGCAUUAUAUAAACACACUAUGCAAACACACUGCAUUAAUUAUAUACACACACUAAACACACUGCAUUAUAUACGCACACUACACACACUGCAUUAUACACACACUACACAAACACUGCAUUGUAUACACGCACUGCAUUAUACACACACUGCAUUAUAUACACUCACUACACAAACAAUGCAUUGUAUACACACACUACACAAACACUGCAUUGUAUACACACUGCAUUAUAUACACAGUGUGUUUGUGUAGUGUGUGUGUGUAUAUAAUGCAGUGUGUAGUGUGUUUGUGUAGUGUGCAUUAUAUAAACACACUACACAAACAGACUAUACAAACACACUGCAUUAUAUACACAGUGUGUUUGUGUAGUGUAUGUGUAUAUAAUGGAGUGUGUGUGUGAGGGGGGGCAUUUUUUAUUACAUUUUUUUUUAUAUAAAUAUAUUUAAUAUUUAUUUUUGUUGUCCCCCCCUCCCUGUUUCAUACUUGGCCAGGGAGGGGAUAUGACCAUCCCUGGUGGUCCAGUGGUAUUGGCUGAGCUGGGGGGAGCGGGCAUCAAGCGCUUACUCACCUCCCAGCAGCUCCUCCAGCUCCCCAGUGUAACUCUCGCGGCCAGCGUGUCGCGCGGAGCGUUGCCAUGGUGACCCAUGGCAACGCUCGGACGGCCGCGGGUCUCGCGAGAGUUGCACUGGGGAGCUGGAGGAGCUGCUGGGAGGUGAGUAAGCGCUUGAUGCCCGCUCCCCCCCAGGACCGCCGGGCUUGUAAUGAGCCUGGCGGUCCUAGGAGGUAUUAUCGGCAAUAUCGGUAUCUGAAUUGGCCGAUACCGAUAUUGCCGAAAAUACUGAAUAUCGGCCGAUUAUAUCGGUAAAACCGAUAAUCGGUCGAUCCCUAAACAACAUAUGUACAUGUGCCUUUUUUUUUUUUAUUAUGGUUUAACAAUGUACAUGGCUCCUGCCGGGCAUCCACGCCGCAGCCAGUCUUCAUGAACAGGAAAAGCGCAAUGCCUCUGUAGAGUUAAGCACCGCUGAAACAUGUCCCUACUCAUUGCCUAAGAGUGCUUAGCUGAUGCUCUCUGCCAGUGUGCAUGAUGCUACUUGGUUCUAUUAAGAAAUCCAGCUCUUCUGCUGGAGAAGGCUAGAUGCAGUGCUGGUGCCCAGCAGAAUCCUGGUAAAUUGUCAUGCCAUGUCAUAUCUAACCAUGGGAUUGCGCCAAAGCACCUAUUUGCAACUGCAGCGGGCUGUAGUGGUUAUGGUGCUUGGAAUAUUCCUUUAAGCACCUUGUACUUCCUUAUGUUCGUUCUUGUUUUUUUAGUUACAUCCUGUAUAUGUUCCUGUCCAAGCUCCUGUAGCAUGUCACAUUACAUAUUGAGUUAACUUGCGAAGUAAGAAUUUAUAAAUUUACUGAUUUUCUGUUUUAGAGUGGAAGUGUCUUUUUAUCAUUGUCUAUCCCUAUAAAUAUACAUUGUGCACCAUUCUCCCGAAAGUAUAGUUUUCACACAUUCCAUUAAUCGUUGUCUACAUUCUGUGUCCAGUUAGCUUUUCUUAAAGUGUUACUGCCAGCUGAAAAAGUCUUUCCAUAAAUAUGCUUAAAUCGAGAAUGCAAACAAAUGAAAUUAUUUUCAUCUAAGCAAGCUACAGUACUUUUAGCAUGAAUUGCUGCUUGAAGAUAAGAUGUUUUGAAAAAGAGGUGCCAUUUUGUAAAAGCAUUUCGAAUUACACUGGUGAGACCUCACUUGGAUCAUUGUACGCAGUACUGGAGACCGUAUCUCCAGAAGGAAAUUGAUACUUUAGAGAGAGUUCAGAGAAAACUGAAACUGGUUCAUAGAUUGCAGGAUAAAACUUACAAGGAAACAUUAAAGGAUCUUAACAUGUAUAGCUUGGAGGAAAGAUGAGACGGGGAAAUUAUAGAAACAUUAAAAUACAUAAAGGGAAUCAACACAAGAAAGGAGGAGACUAUAUUUAAAAGACGAAAAACUACCACAACAAGAGGACAUAGUCUUAAAUUAGAGGGGCAAAGGUUUAAAAAUAUCAGGAAGUUUUACUUUACUGAGAGGGUAGUGGAUGCAUGGAAUAGCCUCCCAACUGAAGUGGUAGAGGUUAACACAGUGAGGGAGUUUAAUCACGUGUGAUGUGCAUAAGGCUACCGUAACCAUAAGAUAAGGCCAGGGACUAACGAAAGUAUUUAGAAAAUUGGGCAGACUAGAUGGGCCGAAUGGUUCUUAUCUGCCAUCACAUUCUAUGUUUCUAUGAAUUUCAAAGCCUUGGUGAAAAAUACUGAUUUAAAAAAAAAACAUGUGAUGUCAGCAUCUAAUCAGAAUUUUAAUAACAUUUUUAUAAAACCAAAUAAAAAUGUUAUGAAUAAUUAAAAACGGUUAAUACAAAGUAUCCACAGUUUUAAAAAAUUAUAUCUAAUGGUGCAAAUAUUAGUUCUUAUUAUGGUGAGCCACCUCAAGAAAAAAUAAACUUGUACGUGUGAAUUAACCUUAUAAUAAAAAAUGGGUAUUUUGUGCCCACUAAAUGUUUAUUACAUAUUGCAGUGCCCUGACCUUUGGAAGCUCAGUGGAAGUCAUUGGAAAACUGGUCAAGAGUUUACACAAGAAGCAGAACGUGGAACUAAAUGCGUCUGAUAUUAAAGUCAUCGGAGGGUGUGACUCUUAUGUAAGGACCUUGUAGAUCAUUUUCUAAAUUGAUUAAUCAUAAUUUUGUUAUCCAUAUGAUAUAAUUUGUGAAAUAUUUAAUUAAGCCUUUUUUAGCCAACUAAAGUGAUUUUAUUAAAUAGUAACAAUUCCUUGUCCAUAACUGACAGUUUCUCUUUCCCUUGUAACAGUGUUUAUUGGGAUGUAGUGGCACAACCCUUUGCAUGACGUGGGGGGAGAAGGGGUAUGUGGCAAAACUAGCCACUUAAGACUAGCCAUAUAUUGAAUGUGUUUAUAUCCCUGUUUCAGCUGUGAGAACCAAGUGUAAUACUGUAUGUGUCUUUCAGACGAAUGAGGGCGUUCGUAUGCUUGCAGUAUGAAAAACCCAGCAUUCCUAAUGUAGUUUCACGAACAGUGAGUUUCAACACUGUUCGUGAAACGAAUAAACUACCGAAUGGUUGACCACACACAAGCGGUCGUGUGGCGCCCAUUAACCGAUUGCAACAUUGAAACAAUGUUGCAAUCGGUAGUUAAAGGCUUCCCUAGGUGGCCGUCGUUCGGCUACCGACCUCGCGGCGGUCGGCCAUCUUGGAUCCUUUGUUAGCCCAGCGGUGUUUUGCCGUCGAGCGCCUGGAACUAAAAUCGGCUACUCGAAGGCGCGAACACCGCUGGACUUCCAGGCCGUUCGGGAGCCCCGUCCGUUCAGUAGUUUGUUCCCCUAAUACCAAUUGGUACUUUAACAGUGUUUUGGAAAUAAUGUGUAUUUCGUGCGGCGUUCUGUUAGUUAGGCUGGGAGCUGAGCGGUAUUCUCACGAACUGUGCGCUCAGCCCCCAGCUAUCUACCGAACGUCCAUGCGUUUAAAUAAAGGGAAUAUAAUGGAAGUUAUGUAUUUUAAUGUAAAAUGUAAGUUCUGCUGCACGGAGUGAUAAUCCACUUAACGGUAUAUUCUAGUGGUAGUAUCCCUCUCGUGCAGCAGUGCAUGAUGGGAGAAAUGUAUGUGUUGGUCAGUUCCCCAUGUAGUCCUCUACUAUACCACCCCUGGAAUAUCAGUAAGGAAACCCCUUGCAUGGGGAAUCUCAUAAAUACAGUGACCUGUGAAUAAACGUUCAGUUGACUCCCAUCCUAUGUGUCGUCUAGUUCUUGGGAAGGAAGGAUUCUUAUAACGCUCCCGGGAUUAUUGUAUGUUGUAUUUAUUUACCUGGAUUAUUUUAUGAUGUUCCUGUUACCCAGCGGAGAUACUGUGGAUUAUACUACCUCUUCGCUACAGGGUACAAACAAACAGCCCUUUUUUUGUGCACAAGACUCACAUAUCUCUGAGCUGAAGGUCUUACUGUCACAGAGCAUAGAAUAACAAGUAAUGAUUGCUGGAAGUGACUUCAUAUAUCCCUGAAUCUACAUCACUAUGAUCUGCACAGGGUGACAGAGCAUGUAUAGAGAUUUCUGUUUCUUGUAGCUCCACUCCAUCUAUGACAACUGUUGUGUUACACAACUUGUAAACACCUUCAGGAACAUUUUACAUUCACAAACCUAUGCACGAAUGCACAUUGUGUUGCCAUGCACAGAUCUUGUCUGCUACUUCACUAUGUUAAUACUCUGCAAACAGACAUCCAAUUUUAUGUCCCAUUAUUUUGAGGUGCAAAAAAUGGUUUGAGGCUGAAGCAGAGAGCCCCCUGUAUGCUAGCAGCCUAGUAGGUAGUUGUCCCACUUGACAGCCCUUCCAUGGUGAGGAGUGUGGUUAAGGUUAAUAUAUAUCGUUUUUUUUUCCCCAGCAGUACUUCAAAACACUUUUUUUAAAUUCUCCUAAUUUCUUUCAUGGUUCUAUACGCAAAGUAGCAUCACAGAGUUGAAAGGGAACCUAUAGUCACUAAAACAACUCCAGCUUAAUAAAGCAGUUUAAUGUAUAGAUCAUGCCCCUGCAGUCUUACUGCUCAAUUCUGAAGCGCAAGGAGCUGAAGAGUACCUGCUGGAAAAAUGUCAGCACCCACGAGGGAUUGGUUCAGGUAAGUAGAACUCACCUUGAAGGGUUGGUGCACAUUAAGUGGGAGAUAUGUGUGGGGUUGAGCACAGUGAGUUGGAAUCAAAGUAUUAAGUUCUGAGAAAUAUAAAUGGUUUCUUCUGCUUUCAGGAUUUCCCCUUUAAGUUAAAAGAACGACAUCCCCCUGAAUACGUCAGGCAGUAUCCUCACCUCCGCUGUAGAACCAAUACGUUUAGCUCGCUACUGAGAGUCCGCAGUAAGGCUACAGCUGCUAUCCAAGACUUUUUCCAGGUACUUUUGUCUUUUACAUAAUCCACACAACAACACAGUAUUACCCAGUAGGGAUACACCAAAUAAGCAAUUAUUUAUAUUAUGAAAACUAUUGUUAUGUAAAUAUGCUUUUUUUCACUUGUACCUACUAACCACCACUUAAAGCAAAAGUGACAGCUUAAUAGUCAAAGACUGGCUGUCACUAGAGUGGAUUCCUGAUGGCAGUCCUGCAAAGAUUGCAGGACCAGCGUUCAAUGUCUCCACAGCGAUGCCGAAUGCUCCCUAUAGACAUUCAUUGAGUCAGUGAAUUCCUAUGAGGAGAUGCUGAUUGGCGAUUGUGGAGACUUUGGAUUGGCUGAGAUCAUCUCAGCCAGCAGAGGAGUGGAAGCCGCGGUGAGAAUGGCAUGCCAGGGUAAAUAAGGUGAGUAAUUUGUUUUGGGGGAAUAAUUUGGGGCCAAAUCCAAAUGGUUAGCAAAACACUAGCGUUUGGAAUACAUGUUUAUAUUUCAGGGUUGCAACUAACAAUUAUUUUCAAAAUCACAUUUUUUUUAUUAUCAAUCAGAUAAAAGCGCUAAGGACUUUGUUAAUAAUAAUAGGACAAAACCUUAGUUAUCUGUACAUAAGUAUAAUCUGCAAUAGCAAGCAAUCCAUUAGUAAUUGUGAUAAUAGAUAAUAGUGCACAUCAACUCAGAUAACAAGUCCCAUCAAUCUAGAGCUCAGUGUAAAUAAUAACCUCAGCACGUCAUCUGCACAAAGUAUUUUUUAUACAGGUUAAUUAGCAUUCAAGGGUUCUGUUAUUUCGAUUUUUAUUAUGUCAUCACAUUAUUAUCCUGCAAAUAAUAAAAUAGGGUUUUCAUUCAAACUGGUUAUUGUCUUUUUAUUAAAUUAGUUCUACACAUCAAAAACAGGGACAUGAGGGACACAUGCCCCCUCCUUGUGCACAGAUACCAGGAUAUCCAUCCCUCCAGCUCCUUAAUAUUACACAUCUUUCUCGCAUAAGUGAUCAUCUUUAGAAUACCCGAAAGCAGUAUGUGUGGUAAUUGGAAAUUGCCGGACUACACAUGCGGAAAGGCUAUAUUCUUCUGUAUACUUGGAGACACUAAUACACCAUCAUAAUACAUCCCUCUUUCUCCUCCCCCCCCCCGUUAACAUCACCUAUACGACAGAAUAGGUUUGUAGGCUUGAGCAUGUCGGCCUAACUUCAGAGCAUGCAUAAUGGGUUGUCUGACCUCAGGAAUGAAAGACAGACAAAAAGUAAGAGUGCAAACUGUCAAGGCACAUACAUUGAGUAAGCAUGUCUGAUGCCGUGCGUUUACCACCUAAUCACAGACCAACUAAUCAAUAAUGAGAAUCAUUGACAAUGAUUUUCUUCAUUGAUUUAGUCAUUACAACUCUGUGGUAUUCAUUAUGUUAGUGUGUUCCUUUCACGUAUUGGUAUCUUUGUAUUCUUUGCACUAUGGCUGUAGAAAGGUUUGUACUAGGUUAAAUAAAAAAGUUUUCAGUGCAAUCUACUUCAUUUUGCUGUGUAUUAAAAAUACGCAAAUGUAAAAUAGACAAACAGCAGAAGAUCGUAAUAACAAAGCGAGGGUAAAAAAAGUUGAGCUUGGAGAGGUGGACCUUAAGUUAUUGUACCAGGCUCCCAUAUCAUAUUAUGUUAACCUUCGAUACAUAUAUAUAUUUUGUUUUUUUACUCCCCCCUUGAGCCACAGUAUGUAGCUGCUCAAAGACAUCGGAAAAGUGUGCGACAAUAAUUUUGUGAACACAUUAACUGCAAUAAACCUAUUUUACCACACGGUGGUGCUCUUCCAUUGUAUUGAAAAAAUCUUGUUUGGUACAAUAAUGAAUCCUCAUGGCUAAAAGUGAUUUGAUUGUGGUCCCAGCUUUCUCCCCUGUCCAGAAGCUGCAGCACAUGAUGGGUUAGCUGAUAGUUGCAUUAUAGUUUUGUUUUGUUUUUCCUGCAGAUUUUCAUUUUGAUUUAUGUUUUAAAUAGUCCAUAGGGUUUGUAUGAAUUACACCGAUAAUCGGUACUGUGCAUUACCAUGCAAUUCUAUCAAUACCACCAUAUUAUGAACCCCCUCCCCUCCGAACCGGUGGGGGUGAUCCCAGGUCCACCCUGGGAGGCAGCCUGGCUAUACAGAAGGCAAGAGACGGGCCCACACAGGCAACUCACAGAGCUGAGCACAAUGGCAGUUGCCACGUGCACAUCAAGCCACUGUGAGGAAGAAUCCGAUAUCCUGGCAAGGCUGGAAAGCACCUUCGAAGCCUUCUGGAAGAAAUUGGCACACAGACAACCUACUAGCCAAGCAUGGUACCUAACACCAACUUCAUACCUAGGUUACUAUAUUUCCUAUGUGCCUAGCAUGUUCCAUAUCAUAGAAGUGCUGUGUUUCUCUUGGGGCAGUUUUUAGCUACACCGUUAAAGGACCACUAUAGUGCCCUGAGGGUGCCCCCACCCUCAGGUUCCCCCUCCCGCCGGGCUCUAGGGUGAGGAAGGGGUUAAACUUACCUCUUUUUCCAGCGCCGGGCGGGGAUCUCUCCUCCUCCUCGGCUGAAUGCGCAUGCGCAGCAAGAGCUGUGCGCGCCUUCAGCCAGUUUCAUAGGAGAAGCACGCAAGCGCCUCUAGCGGCUGUCAAUGAGACAGCCACUAGAAGCUGGAUUAACCCUAAUAUAAACAUAGCAGUUUCUCUAAAACUGCUAUGUUUAUAGAAAAAAGGGUUAACCCUAGCUGGACCUGGCACCCAGACCACUUCAUUAAGCUGAAGUGGUCUGGGUGCCUACAGUGGUCCUUUAACAUCACUCUUGUACUUGUCUGCUGAAAACAGAGCUCCCAGUACCCCUGGCUGGGUACCUCUGCCAAGGACUGCUUCCUAGCUGGAACAGGGGAAAAACUUCAGCACUUCUGCCCACAGUCGCCGUGGCUUGACUGAGGACCUGGAACGGCUCCUUUAUGGAGCCGAAUGGGUAAUUGGCUCUAGACACCGCCAGGCACUGGACGACACUCAGUCCUGGGAGCUUUAGUCCUUACAAGAAAUUUCCCUGUUGAAUCCCCUGCAAGCUGGAACAGCAGACACAGGGGUUAAAUCUUCCUUCCCUCCAAUAACAGGACGACACACAGUUUUGGAGUGCAAGCUGGAAUGGUUUAAUGGCAUCCACAACUGGCCUUUUAUGCAGGUCCCCAUGCAAGGGGCACUCCCACAUGGACUUUGUGGGGAACUACAGUAUAAAGUCACAGACCAAUGUCAACAGCGUUUAAAUGCAUGACACUCCCAUAUACAAACAUACAAUCCCUCCCCUCUGCCUGGGAGAUAAUUCAGUCUGAUACUGUAUUAACUCAAUUAUCUACUGGCAGAAAAAAAUACAUAUUUUUAUAAAAUCUCAAAAGUACCCCUAACACUCAUGGUAACCCUAUAUAUAUCAUGUUCAUGGGUUCAGGAUUUUCACACAAAAUUACUGUCCGAAAAGAGUUACAGGAAAUCAGGUUGUGUGGUCGGUCUACUUCGAGUAUUCGAAGUAGAAUAUAAAAUACAGAACGUAUAGUUUCGGGAGUAGGCUCAGUUUAUGUGUCUCGUUCGGGAGUUUAUACCCACCGAAUGCCGUUCGAUUCCCAUUCGAAUAGCCAAACGUCAGUUGAGGGUAUGUGUUUAGUGGUUUUCGUGCCAUCGAGUGUUUCCGUUUUGAGUUCCAUACACUCGACAACCAAACACCGCUCAUUGUCCUCGCGGCUUAAGAUGGCCGCUGCCACGUGUUCAAAUGCCAGCCGACCGCUUCGAAUCACUUUGAAUGUCCAGGAGUUCAAAGUGCCGCUUUGAGAGUUUGAAGUAGUACUGAGUAAAUAACGUUACAAGUCCAAAAGGCACAAACAAUGUCUGUAAGCAAAGUUUAUCGCAGAAUCCAAAGUCACAGGGCAGGAGGCUAGCAAGAAGGCUCCUCCAGGAGCUCGUGGCAAACUCAUGCUCGUGGCAAACUCAUGUAAAAAGGGGGGUUUGUCACACAUGCGCCAAGUCCACAUUAGGAUGAAAGUACUGUACAAAAUGUUCUGUGCAGCUGCAGAAAUACCUUUUUGGCAACCCCUGUUCUAAAUGCUAUCUAACAUAGUUUAAGCAGUGCUUAUGUUUAAUAUAUUAAGUAGAUAAUCAUCCAGGGGUUUUGCAAAAAAAAAAGAUUGCCCUUAUAUUUACUAUAAUUAUUGUGAUGAUCCUAAAAUGUUCUCUAGGGCUUUAGACAUAAGACAAGCAGCUGAUCCCCAGUGAUAACUUGUGGUUUGGUUGUUUUUGGUCUCUAAUUUUUCUCGUUUUAUUUCUGCUGAUAGAGUAAUGGUUACAUUCACAUCCACACUCCUAUAAUUACCUCCAACGACUGUGAGGGAGCUGGGGAACUCUUUCAAGUGCAGGUAUGUCAAAAUAUGUUCGUAAUUAACUCUGCUUUGUGUGUCGUGGCAUUUAAAGAUGCGUUGGGAAGCCUUUUCAUUGCUUGUUUUUUUGUUCUGCUGUUGCUAGGAUUCCAUGUGAAACAAUGCAGUUAACAUGGUUCCCUUCCAAGUGUGUUUGGCAGGUGUAACGGUAAUCUUGGCCAGCUCAAACCUUCAUGGGCCUGUAUCAAAUAACUGCUGCUAUGGUUACAUUUUCAAGCGCUUUUUGAGAUAGCCUGGUAAGGGUUAUCUGUCACAUUCAAAAUGACUUGGUGUCACAUUACAGAAAUGUCUAGAUAAGAAAUAAUUUACUAUUUUUAUUUAUUAAUUUUCUAACCUUCUGCAAGGAAUGAAUGCUACUCACGUUAUAUGUAGUCGGCGCAUGUUUAUUCAGCCAUAUUGGAUGGGGACGAGAGAUCCAGCGCAAUACUUACCUUGAAUCUAUACUUACCCCGAAGGUGUCCUUUUUGUCCACAUGAUUUUGUGAAAGGCCCAUUUACCAAAAUGUAUGUCUAAAAUUCCCCACUUUAAUACUAUGUUUAUUUAUCCCAAUAUUUAACAAAUUUGUAUUUGUGAGGUAUUCAAAAUUUAUUAAAUGUGGAAAUCCACACUUGAAUAUCAUGCAACAGUCACCUCCAUCUUAGCUCCCUGUCAAUCAUUGUUACAAGCUCCUUGCUUGCCCCUGGCAGUCAGCACAGAGAAUGAAUAAAUGUUUCUAGUAACCCUUCUCAUUUGAUUUAUCUUCAAUAUCAAUUUAAAGGGACACUAUAGUCACCAGAACAACUACAGCUUAAUGUAUAAUACAGCUUAUUGUACAGUAUACAGCUUAAUGUAUAAUACAGCUUAUUGUACAGUAUACCGCUUAAUGUAUAAUACAGCUUAAUGUAUAAUACAGCUUAUUGUACAGUAUACAGCUUAAUGUAGUUGUUCUGGUGAGUAUAAUAGCUCCCUUCAGGCAUUUUCAUGUAAAUACUGCCUGUUCAGAGAACCCUACAGUGAUCCUUUAAAAGAAAAUGAAGCAUAAAAAUGAUAAUACAAGUUAUAGAUAAUGUUUUGUUUUUUAAAAGCAUUUGUGAGUUGUGAAAGGCUUUGCCAGGUCUGCACUAUAUUGUGCUGGAAUUGUAGGUAUAUAUAUAUAUAUUUAAUAGAAAUUGGAGCAUAAAAAAGGUUAACACAUGUUCUGGAUAAUAUUUUUUAUUUUUUAUUCAGUGCCUUAAUUUCUCAGUACUUUACAUACAUUUGAUAAUUUAAUUUCUAGGAGCAUGACUAAGGAGGCAGGCAUAUAAUGUAGCACUCUGCUUAGAAUGUAUUCCUUUGUGUGAAAACGUUGAAGAUUUCAAAAUGCAAAAAAGUAAAGCUUAUUAAUGAGGCCAAAACCUCAGUUUUUAAGUGCAUUAAACAGUUAGUGGUGCCUUGAGUGUUCUUUUAAGCUAAUGUUAUUAUUAUUAUUGGUAUUUAUUUAGCGCACUUUACAAUAAAAGGGGAAUUUACCAAAUGAGACAAUAACAAAAUGUAACAGGAACAAUAGGUAGUUAAGGGACCCUGCUGAAACGAGCUUACAGUCUAGAGGAGGUUGGGUAUAAAAACACAAUAGGAAGGGUAUUGAGGGAGACAGCAAAUAGACAGGGUGGGAAAGGUGAGAGUGGAAUGUGGCCCUAUAGGAGAGAGCAAGAGGAAGGUUUGAGAGAUAGAAGUUACUCUUGGAGGCCAUAAGCAAUUCUGAAAAGAUGGGUUUUGAGGGACUUCUUAAAGGAUUGAAGACUAGGGGAGAGUCUGACAGGGGUACGCAGGUUGUUCCAAAGGAAAGGAGCUGCCCAUGAGAAGUCUUGCAGGCGUGAAUGUGCAGUCAGGGUGUGAGCAGCAGACAGGAGAAGGUCACCAGUAGAGCGGAGAGACCCAGAGGGGGCAUAUCUAUGAAUCGGUGAAGAAAUGUAAGAGGGGCUAGAGUUGGUUAUGGCUUUAUAGGUUAGGGUUUGUAUUUUAAAUUGACUCCUGUAGGGGGCAGGAAGCCAGUGUAAGGAUCGACAGAGGGGUGAGGUAUGGGAGGAGUGACAGGAGAGAAAGAUCAGCCUGGCAGCAGCUUUCACCUCGAUUGUAGGGGGCAGUACGGCUUCUGGGGAGACCAAUCAGGAAGGAAUUACAGUAAUCGAUGCAAGAGAUUACUAGAGCAUGGACAAGCUCCUUGACAGCAUCUUGCGGAAGAAAGGGGCGUAUGUGGGCAAUGUUAUUUGGUGCUCAUAGUAUUCCUUUAAUGAGACCUCCAGGGCACCAUAACAACUUUAUCGGAAUGAAGUUCUGAUGUGAGGAGGUCUUGGGUACUAGGCAUUAACACAUGGUUUAACACCGGGGCACACAUGCUUUGUUUAAAUUCUCACCACAUGUUGCGAGUAAAAAAGGCUCACUUUGAGCAUGCGUACUUCACCAUGUGAUUGGCUUAGCAUGAAAUAGUGACCGUGUAUACAAUUUAUUAAACUGUGAUUUUGUGCUAUACCAAGUACAUAUCAGUGUAUGGGGGAUGUAUGGGCAAUUAAAUGCCUCCCAACAGUCUCGCUUUUGGCUGGACAGUCCCGAUUUUAUGGUGCUGUCCCACCAUCCCACUUUAGCUCUCUGGUGUCCCGUAUAUAUGUGGACACCAGGGAACUGUCCCCAGCUUUAGCAGCGCUCCCUGCAUGGUCCUAAGAGCUUGGAGCUGGGCAGAGGAGGGAAUUUUGGAAUUCCCUAGUGACUUCUGUUGCAUCACUGGUGAUGCCCUCUCAUGGUCCUGCCCACCUGUCUGCAAAUGUUGGGAGGUAUGGUGGUUAUUUUAUUAAAAGGUUACCCCAGGCCCAAGACCACUCCAUUCCACUAUAAAAUGCUGCUCAUACAGAGAUAUAACACUGAUUUGUUUGAAGUAACUUUAACCUCUUAGCGCCAGGCCACAUGGCUUUUGAAGGUUAGCACCAACUGUUAGACAGCAGUAAUACCAUUGGAAACCAGUUGUAGAAGUUAGGUACAAAACUGGGUGGAGAGGUUAAUGGAAGUAAACCAGGGUAACUAUAUAACUUUUAUGUUAAAAUAUUAAAUCCUUUUUUGUGUGUGUCUACUUCCGCUGCACAUCUCACAGCUUAAAUAGCUUUCACCAGGUAUGUAAGAACACUAGCACAACUCAUUGCGUUAUGACCUGCAGAUCAUUUAAAGCGGCAGAAAACCACUAAUUUCAAAGAGGAAAAAAUGGGGUUUUAUCCAUAUUUAUUAUCUUAUUCGGACAUCUUUAAACAUGUAUUUUCUUUUCUUUAAUUUCUGUAUAGCUUGAGAAAUCCUACUUUAAAGAGAUUAUAGAAAAAUCUUCAGCAGGAUUACUCCAUUUGAGCUGAAUAUUCUUAAAGUAUCGGUACCUGUGUGUGUACCUUUUAUGUAAAGUUAAUACUUUUCACAUUAUUUGUGAACGUAGCAUCUUGUUUAGAAUUUGGUCUGGCAAAGCACACGCAGCUGAUGACAUGACUCCCUGCGUCAUCGGCUGAGCUUAGCCUGCCACACAAAGGAGAGUUACACAAAGCAUGAAAUUCACGGCAAAAAGAACAAAUUGUGUCAAACAAGAGUCUGAUUCCUUCACUCACUAUUCGAUCGAAAAGAAAGCAAAUCAUCCCCCUGUAUGUGGGUGCAGUAUUUAUCCACUGGUAACCAGAUAUAUGCAUAAAUAAUGUUUGUAAUAAAUGAGAGCGUUAUUAGUGGUUGUUUUCGUCAUGAACUUGGUCUCCAGAAAUGUCUGUUGUCCUUAAAGCUUCAUUCUGGGCAGCAGAACAGCAUUUGUGCAUAUUAAAGCUUAAAGCGUUAGAACCUGAGGUUACACACAGGACAAACAAUAUUCUGGCCAUGGAAUCAUGCCUGUGAUGUAUUAUGGGUAGGGAUGUUAAGGAUAUGAUUAUUCAGGAAACACAGAACUCUGUGAAAAUAACUGAAUUCUGAUCACAAUGUCUAUUCUGACAUUUACUAAAUCCAAAUCCAGUCGGAAUUCGGCCCUCCUGACCCAACCUGCUCCGUUCUGCCUGAUCCAUUUUGUAUCUGCUUUAUAAUCUGUGCUUUUUGGAUGUUAAAAAUAUACAAAGCACCAAGUUUUAAGCUAAAUCGGGACCAAAUGCAGCUGGAAGGAUGCACAUUUACAAAUUAUUGUUCGUUUGGUCUUUGCAAGCAAACGGUGAUUUAAAGAAAAACAAAAAACAUACUAUUUGACUGCUGGAUUGGUUGGUGCCAGAUUCCCCCUUGUUGCAGUGGGCAAUUAAUUUAGGGCUUUUAAAGUAGGGCCUGGAUUUUCAUCAUCCGGAUUCAUUUUUUACCGUCGCACGUUGUAUAAUAGUAUGAACAUGUCUGGAUUUUGCAGUUCAAAUGGUUUUUCCCUAUUCAGUAUGCAGCCAUAGUGAAUAACUUGUAGUCGCAGUGAUCUUUUGUAAAAUUGUUGCAGCAGAGUAAUGGGUGACAAGCCCACAACUUGUGUCAUGACUAUAAAUUUUGUACAGGGUUCUUUAAAUCCUAAUCUGUGUUUUCACCAGCAGUCCUGUUAUCAUGAUGUUCUUUGGUAGAAUGCUCUUGAAUGACUUUCCAAUUAAGGAAGUUAGCAUCACAUUUCUAUGUAAAUCAAUAUUAAGCAACAUAGUUAUUUAGAUUUAAAAAACAACAAAACAAAAAAAAGCUACAUGCGUUCAGCCGUUUAUAAACCCCCUGCUUUUAUUCAAGUAAAACAAAAUACAAUUGUUGUGAGUCAACAACUACAGGUACUUUUAGACGAGUGAGCUGGUUUGUCUUGCUCUUUAAAUUACAUAUAUAGGAAAACACGACUAGGUACAGACAGACUAUGUAAUGGGUGCAAUAUGUAGGGUUCACCACUACCCCUUGUGGUCACUAGAAGGAGCUAAUAAUAAAGCAAAUACCCAAUUUAGCAAAAAGUAAGAAGAAGCUAGCUGUAGUGGUUAUGGUGCUUGGAGUAUUUGUUUAGAGGGAAAACACUAUCAAAGUUAUUUACUUUUUAGUUUCUCUUAAGUAAAAAUUCAGGGUAAAUUUCAAAUUUAAGGAAAAAGCUGCUGAAAUUGAAAAAUUGACUGUCUGCCAGGGUCCGCUACCCUGAUUUAAAAUGAUGUCUGAAUUCUCACUUUUGUGAAUAACCCUGCAUAGUUUUUUUUGUAUAUUUUUUUUAGUUAUUUAAUGAUGUUUCUAAGUUUGUGUUGCUUUGCAUUACAGUAAGUAAACCUUCUGUAAUAAUCUUCUCAUGUUCCAGGCUACAAACUGGGACCAUGGACAAAGCGACAAGUCUGGCUUCUUCAAUGUACCAGCGUACCUGACGGUCUCUGGUCAGCUCCACUUGGAAGUCAUGUCUGGGUAAAGGAGUAAUUGUGCCGUUGAACAAGUAUAAGAUAUUGCAGGUUUAUGGAAUAGCUUUCCAGCAGGGGUGGGAAAGACAAAGUACAGUGCAAGAUCUCACAUCACAAUGAUAAUGUUUGGUCUUUUAGUAGAGAAAUGGGCAGACAAAGGUCUAGUAGUAAACACUUCUGAAGCAUUUGCUGGGAUGAGGAGCAGAGGCAAGAAUUAAAAAACCUAUCUCUGCAGCACAACCGUGUUUAAAGGGACACUAUAGUCACCAGAACAACUACAGCUUAUUGAAUUUGUUCUGGUGAGUAGAAUCAUUACCUUCAGGCUUUUUGCUGUAAACACUGUCUUUUCAGAGAAAAUGCAGUGUUUACAUUACAGCCUAGUGAUAACUACACUGGCCACUCCUCAGAGAGCUGUUAGAGAUCCUUCCUGUGUCAUGGUUGCCUAAAAUGCAUCCAAACAUUCAGUGUCUCCUCCCUCUGCAUGCAGACACUGAACUUUCCUCAUAGAGAUACAUUGAUUCAAUUCAUCUCUAUGAGGAGAUGCUGAUUGGCCAGGGCUGUGUUUGAAUCAUGCUGGCUCUGCCCCCGAUCAGUCUCAGCCAAUCCUAUGUGGAAGCAUUGUGAUUGGAUCCGGCUACCACUUCUGAUGAUGUCAGCAGUCAGUGGCCAGGUCUAAAGGAAACAGGAACAGAGCUAGCAGCUUCAGGCUUGAAUACAAGUAGGUUUUCUAAUUUUAGGGAGGCAUAAGGGGCCCAGGGGAGCUAGAUGGUGGUUUUAACCCUAUAGGGCCAGGAAUACAUGUUUGUGUUCCUCAACCUAUAGUGAUCCUUUAAAGGACCACUCUAGGCACCCAGACCACUUCAGCUUAAUGAAGUGGUCUGGGUGCCUGGUCCAGCUAGGGUUAACCCAUUCUUUUAUAAACAUAGCAGUUUCAGAGAAACUGCUAUGUUUAUGAAUGGAUUAAGCCUUCCCCCUAAUCCUCUAGUGCAGGGGUAGGCAACCUACAGCACUAGUGCCAUGCACUGCACUCGAGGUGUCUUUGCACGGCACCCAAGGCUGCUAGAGCCAAACGCACUGUGGCCUAUCAGGAGUCCCAGUAAAACUUCAGAUAUCUGCUAAUACGAAGAGGUGGUGAAGGACAAACCUCAAUUUAUGCAUUGCAGCACAUAGAGGAAGUGAUCCCAGAUCACUUCCUCACAGCACUUGUGAAUGGGAAUCCACACUGUAGUAGAGCAGCCCUCGACAGCUAUCGCAGCUCCUGUCCUUGACCUGUGCCCAGGGACCCAGGGAACCCACCCACACUGCUAGAUAUACACAUAAAUGUAGAAUAACCCUCCCCUCAUACAAAUAAUAUGAACAGCCCACACACACACACAACACACAAUCCCCACAAACACAACACCACUAACAAUAUACAUAAAUGCACACAUGCAGCCUCUCACAUGCAAUACCCCAAACAGCCCCCACACACUACCAAACACACAAUGUGACAUAUCCAUCCACACACAAUUCCACAAGCAGCCCUCAUACACAGCCCACAUUCAUAUGUAUCAUAUACAAUAUAAUAGCUCAAAUACACACAAAUACAACAAUACAAAGCAAUUACAGUAAAAAUAACACAAGCAGAAUACGGCAGCAUAUACACCUCAAUUUAAGAAAAUAGGACAGUGAGAGCACGCAAGCGUCCAUAGGAAAGCAUUGUAAAUGCUUUCCUAUGCGACAGGCUGAAUUCGCGCGCAGCUCUUGCCGCGCGUGCGCAUUCAGCCCAGGAGGAGGAACGGAAGAGGAGAGAAGGAGGAGAGCUCCCCGCCCAGCGCUGGAAAAAGGUAAGUUUUUAACCCUUUCCCCCUUCCAGAGCUGGGCGGGAGGGGGUCCCUGAGGGUGGGGGCACCCUCAGGGCACUAUAGUGCCAGGAAAACGAGUAUGUUUUCCUGGCACUAUAGUGGUCCUUUAAGCAAUAUAAAUAAACAUAUAUAUUUUUGCAUAAAUUGUUGGUUUAUAAUUGUGUACUUACGAUGUUGCUUCAAAGCAAAAUAAUUUGAGAACACUUGGAGUUCAUGUAUCUUAUUCGGUUAUAUUCACGAAGAUUUUACGUACUUGAUUGUCACAUAGUACGGUAAAUUAGGAUUGUGUAUCAAUAAUUUCCAGCAAUAAUCUUGGAAAGUGCCAUACAAGCAAUAGAUGUAGCCUCGCAACACUCUCGUACUCUACACUAUGGUGGGUGAGUUAGCAUCAUUAAUGGAAUUAAGACUCUACAGCGUAUAGUUAACGUUUAAUUAAUCAUUGGAACGUGCAAAGUAAGGUGACAAGUGGUUUUUGGGAGGGAAUUACACACGAUAUCACUACUGUACACUACAUUUAAAAUGGUCCAAAGUUGCAAAUGUUUUAAAAGCUUUAGCUUCACUUAAAGGUAAUCUGAUACAACUUCUAACUUUAUCUGCUUUCUGUUCUUGUUUAUUCUUGUCUUGUCUUCUUGUUGUUUUUUAGAGGGUUCACACGAGUGUAUAGUUUUGGUCCCACGUUUAGAGCAGAGAACUCCCAAAGUCGUCGGCACCUUGCAGAGUUUUACAUGGUGGAAGCCGAAAUUUCCUUCACAGACAGUCUGGAUGAUAUUAUGCAGGUAAUUAACAAACAAUGGUCUUUAAGACCAGGACAUGUUUGAUAUUGAGUCUCUAUAGGAUCCAGCUGGGAUGUUCUGUCUGACCAAGUUCCAUAUUGUUUCAACGUGCGGUCCAGCUGGUGUGGUGUCCAGGUGUAUGUUCCAUAUUGUGUCAAUGUAGAAUCCAGCUAGGAUGGCUUGUUUUAACACAUCUAAUACUGUGUGUGUAUUGCCUGGCGGAAUGGCCUAGCCUAGGUGCUCUCAUUCAAUUCUUAAAGGGACACUAGGCACUAUAACCAUUUCAUCUCAUUGAAUUAGUUAUAGUACCACGGCGCUCUGUCUCCAUACAGUCUUAAACCAUUUUCAAGCCGUUUUAACACUAAAUAAGUGUCUUUAGCCAAGAGAGCCCAGCCCUUACUGGAGGUGUGGCUAAGGCAGAUAGCCUCCUUCUCCAUACCAAUUCAUACCAGCAAUGGGCACUGUUAUAGGCUGAAAGUGAUUGCUUCUCUUGCUAAUGUUUCCCUUUUAGCCCAACGUAAGAUGAAGCUGUUACAGUGCCUACAGUGUCCUUUAACAUAAUCUUUACAGAGCAAUUCUAAAAGUGGAACAGCCACCAUAGAAGCCAAGGGCACCCCAACACAAUUUUAGGAAUUGUCCCUAUUACUGCUAUUUUAGAUAAGCCUUCCCUAAUAUACCUGUGUCUGAAAACCAGCAGGGUUUGUCUGUCUGAUGAUGUGCGAUGUUGACUUUGAAACCCUCGCUAGUAUAGCAUUAUUCUGAGAAAUCAUUCAGCCGGUAACAAGAACCAAACUAACGAUGGCAGUGACAGACCAUGUUUUGAACGUGCUACUGCCAGCAAAAUGUACUUUCUUUAAUCAGGCUUUUUUAUGCUGACCAGACUGUAAUGCCGAUGAUUUGCUGUUUUUAAUGCAUAAUUUAUUAAAUUUAACAUCAACCUUUACCUCGUAGGUUAUCGAGAAUUUAUUUAAAUCCACAACCACAGCAUUGCUUUCACAGUGUCCAGAAGAGAUAAACUUCUUCAGUAAAUAUGUUUCCGUUGGACAAAAAGUAAGUGUAAAGAAUUCUUAGCAUGUCAUCCUAGCUGUGGACUUCCCAUUAUAUAAAUAUAUUUUAAAUGUUUACAUUAACCACUUAAGGACCAAACUUCUGGAAUAAAAGGGAAUCAUGAUGUCACACUUCAUGUGUCCUUAAGGGGUUAAAGAAUGUGAUAAUGUUUUUUUUUAUGUUUGGUCCUCAAUACGUUGCUUUUCCAAGUAUGUGUUUCCUUGCAACACAAAAUUGAAAGUUACAUUUCUUUACAUAUUUUUUUUGUGGUUUGUUUUGCAAUCAAAAGAAGUGGCUUUGUAAAAGCUUUUUUCUUUAGAGAACUACGUAAGAUUAUACUUACUAUAUUACUUUUUGUAAAUGCUAAUUUAAAAAAAAAAAAAAUGUUUAACUGUCUGAGCCUCAGUAUUGGGGAUGUUGACCAUGACAUCAGAAGUUUCAAACUUAGCUCUCUGUGAACCAAGGACUUCAAGAGAAUUGUGGAAGUUUUACAUCAUCUGUUCGGCACAGUUGGAAACCUUUGCUCUAGGACAGAUGUUCACUGCGCAUGUACAGUACAUUGAAUCUCUAUCCAGGUUACAAACAAAAUUGUGAUUGGUUUGAAAAUAAAAACGUAUAUCAUAUUUUAGACCAGGAUAACAAAAGAGGACACAUUUUGUGUGUCAGCUAGUUUUCUCAGUUUGCUGCUUUGGUCUAAUAUUUGAAUUAUGCAAAAUAUUGUACAUGUAGAUUUUCUUCGGAGGUAUAUUUACUUUUUAUUUUUUUCAAGUUCUACAGAGCAAGAGAAAUUAAAUGAGAUCUAAUAUUUAAGCAUUAUAAAAUAAUACACAGAGAAGCUGUAUUACAUGUAAUCUUUUCAUUUCAGUAAUGAUAAGGAGAAAUGUCCAUUUUCUUUUAAUGCUUCUAAUUCACCUUCUUACCGAACAGACACACUUGUGAAACGAAAUCACCAGCUGAGUUUGAAAAAUAAAGGAAAACGUGAAAUAAUUUAUAAGCAAUAAUGUUUUCAGAAUCUGUAUUUACCAGUCACAGGCACACCCAUGAGCCAUGUACUUUUGUUAAUUUUAAAACAGCCUAGUGAACUCUUAGCUGACAUUGAGUAGAACAGUUCCGUUUAAGUAUAAUUUUUCUUUCAUUUCCUUUUACGAAGGACAGGCUGGAGCAGUUUCUUAAAAAGAAGUUUGUAACGUAAGUGUCUGUUGUAUUUGUUAAUGUCAUCGAGCUCCCCAAAUUAUAUGAUCUGUGUGUUAUUCCAAUAGUUAGAUUGUGUUUUAUGCCCCCAUACUAAACACUUGGUGUCAUUUUAUUUUUCAUAUUGAAUGUGGUAUAAAGCAGGGAUCACAAGUUCUGAUCUGCCUGAGAUUAGUGGAAGUUACACUCCCGAGUGGCAGUGGCCACCAUUUGAUGCCUAAACAAUAUUGGGCACCACUGAGAUAUGCAUGUCUUGGCGUUGCCCUUAAAGUGAAAUCCUCCUCUUAAUCUCUACAGUACUUGAACAUUAACACUCAACCCUCCCACUACUGUAACAGUAAUCAUUACAUUAUGUUUUAAUUAUAACAAUCCUAACCGAAAAAUAUUAUAUAAUAACAGAUAGGUAACAGUGAAGCGUGUAUUGGGGGAAAAUAUGCUGCUCGCUGUCAUUUACAACUACUGGUGACUGGACAGCUAUUGCUAGUGCAAAUAAGUUCCCCCAUGGUGGGGAACCCAAAUAACUAAAAAUGGGGGGGGUAUAGUGCCGUGACCCGCAGGUGUGGGUUAUUAAUAUAAACGGAAAGGCCAAGUGUCCCCCCAGACCCCACCCAUGAGCAGCGAGUGGGGACCCUAAUUAAAUAAGGGGGGCCUAAUGUCCCCUCCCCCUCAGGUUCCCACCCAUGAGCGGUGGGCAGGGACCCUAACAGACAAUGGGGGACCUGUUGUCUGCCCCCCCUGCAGCCCCCAUCCAUGAGCGGCGGGUGGGGCCCUAAGUAUUAAUGGGAGGGACCUGUUGUCUCCCUCCAGGUCCCCACCGAUGAGCGGCAGAUGUGAAUCCUAAUAGACAAGGGGACGGGACCUAUUGUCCUGCCCCCACCCAUGAGCGGUGUGUGGGGGCCGUAAAUGACAAUAAGGGGGAUAAUCCAUCUUCACCCAGCGAGGCACUGUGCAGACUGAGUUCCGCAGGGCAGGGAAAAGCUUAUAAAGCCUUCCCACGCCCUACAAUUUGACUCAGAGCACUCUGAUUGGUUGAUUCCAAGCCAACCAAUCAGAGUGCGUGACAGGUAAAUGAAGAGACUGACAGGUCACAGCACUCUAGUUGGUUUACUUGGAAUCCAACCAAUCGGAGUGCUGAGUCAUUUUACACAGCAUGCCGCACGCCUCCAUAAUUCCCGGGCUGGCCUUCCGCCCGCUGAGCUCACAUAUUCCAAGGCCCCAAGGCAAAAUUUCUAGGCGCCAUGGCGACCUGGCGCCUGGGGUUUGUCGAGCCCUGAGUAAAGGUGCCAUGAGACCUGCCACAAAUGAGGUUUUGAUAUCUCACAACUGGUAGCAGGUAGGAUGUGUUUUUGUAUUUUUUUUUUUUUUCAAAUUUGGGGUAUCCAGCCUAAGCCACCAUGGUAUGAAUGGAGAAAUUCUUUCAGUCUUCAACUAGUUAAUCUUUUGAUUUCAUACAUUUUCUGAAUCCGACGACUCAUGUUCAAAUACACAAAGUGCCCUAAAUUGCAUUUUACUUGGGGGUUUUCUUCUUCUAACUCUUAAACCAUAAAAUAUGUAUUUUUUUUUAUUAUUUAUUUAAAUGUAUUUUAUAUUUCUUCUUCCCCCCUUCUCCCUCCAAGAAUGACAUACACCGAAGCAAUAGAAGUUCUGAAGGAUGCACGUGAAAUAUUCCACUAUAAACCAGAGGUGGGUGCUUAGCCUGUACUUUUUUCUUUGUAACUUGUAAAAUUAUUAUUACCUCCAAUGCACAUUGCAUACAAUAAAAUAUUCAGUACAUUGUGAUAAGGUGAAUGGGGUGGUCUAUGAGGGAGUUUAUAUUUUGACUGAAUUGUUCAGAGAGGCAUAUGAUUUUUAACCCCAGGGGGAGUGUGUGUGUCUGUGUGUAUAUAACUUAAAUGAAUGUUUAGUUAUGGUCUCCUGGGGUGGAGCAUUUGGAGAGCAGGGUGGGCCAGUGUUCCACUCCGCUGUUUAUUGUUUUGUUCCUGGGAGACUAGGUCCAGACCAGGGUUUGGACUGUCUCCAACCCACUGCUCAGCUGCAGGUAAUCAGCUGCAGCAGUGGGAAUAAACCCCUCCCUGCUAGUCAGGUAGGGGAGAAUGUUUGUUUGUUUCUCUCUGGAAGGCUGGAAGCAGCAGGCUGGCUAAACACUGGAGUGCAGAGAGCCGACAAAGACACUAGGUUGGUGAAACCAAUAUUGUUUUGUUAUAGUUUAACCCCUGAGAGAUAGGGAAUCUGAUGUUAGGGCUCAGACGAGCUAGGUUUUUGUUUAUAGGGAUAUGUGUUACAUUAUUGUUUUUUUUUUUUUUCAUUUGCCGCUGUCUCUGUAGUGAAGCGCAACAAUAAAGUGCCUGGAAUUAAGUUACUUUUAAAGACUGUGCAUGUUUGUACCCAAAAGGGCCGUGCUAACUGCAGACAACAUGUUGAUGCGGACAAGGAGGUCUGUCUUACAUAUUUCAUCAUACAGUCAUAGUUAUCCAUUACAGUUACAAAAUGUGAACCAUCAUCACUGUCACUAUGCGCUGUUUCACAAUAGAUAGAUUAGCUUCACGUUGAAUUUCUAGUGAUGUACCAAAAUCUCCCUCAACUCAUUUGGAGCUCUCCAACGCAUCACUUGCUGCAACAUGGAAUCCACAAAUGUUUUGUGAGACAUAGCAAAAUAAGAAAUAAUAAUAUUUGACCCCCUGAGCUGUGAGCAGAGCCCUUUGCUCCCCAGACCUAAGAAGAAGACCUAGCUAAGAGCAGUCAACUUUGUCUUUUAUGCGCGAGCAAGCACCAUAAUCAUGUAAGUGUGUGUUAAUGUAUUUUUGACACAUUUCCCAAGGCACUCUGAGUAAAAGAGGUAAGAGGCCAUAGAAUACCAGGAUUUGAUGGACUUAACUCUAUCACAUUCCAGGUUCUGAUUCUCUGCAUGCUUUGGCUAUGGUUAGUUAAGCAGUUUAUAGUAUGUGCAGGAGGAGGAGCCCAUACACUCCAAUCGGUACCCGCUUGGAAUAAUUAAAAUAAUUCUGGUGAUUUAGGAAGACUAAUAUAUAUCACAUCCUGUAUCUGAUAAUGCACUUGAGCUGUGCAUGUCCACCAAAUCUGUAUCAUAAAGUAUCACUGACCCUUCAGCAGGCCGGAGAAACAGCUCUGUAAAUGUUAUUCAAAUGUGAAGGUGCUAGAUGCCAUCUCAUUGUUAAUUUAUAGUGCAUUUCAAGGUGGUUUGUACAUUGUGUUACUUUACAUAUAGAGGUUAUGGCCUCCCACGAAUCCAUCAAAGAAUAUUGACAUCCCAGCUCAGUCUGCCAGCGUUGCAUAUACAGUGGUUUAGCGUACUCUGGGGAUGAUGUCAUUAGUGCUCCAUAGUGCAUGGAUAGUAAUUUUUUGCUGUCUGGGUAAAUAUCUGGCUACUAAGGAUGUGCUGUUGUGUGACUCGGUGGUUUGGUGUUUAAACACAGGUAAUACAUGUUUUUGAAUAAUCCCUGUUACUCUGAGAUGGAGAAAGAGAUCUCUAGAUGGCAGCCCAUGUCUCGUCAUUAAUACCAGGAAAGGGAGCAGUCCUCGAUUUCCUAUUCGUUGGAAAAUAUUCGUAUUCCUCAGCAUUGUCCACCUGGACAUAGAUAGAUCCGGAACUAGUAAUUCAAGAGUUCCCAAGGGAGCCUGACUAGGUAUACACUCCUUGACUCCGUGUGAGAUCAGGUAACCAUUCCAAGUAUGCAGAGCCUAUACUCUAACCUUCCUCAAUCUAGGGGGUGCCACACAAUCCAACACGUAGGGUGCUGGCGUGCAGCCUCUCUAAACUUGUAUCCAUUGGAUUGUGUGUUAUGUAGAAGCAACCAGAUAGCUUGUGAUAGUAUUGUGACUUUAUAAUAUUCUUUCAGAUUUGGGACACCCAGACCACCUCUAGUUGGUUGGAUUGAUUGAAAAAAGGCCAGUGGAGAUUGCAGUGGUAGCAUCCUAAAAAUAUAUAAUAUUUUAGGAAGGAGUAUCAUCUUGCAGGUACUUACGCGGCUCCACCAUGAUAGUGUUAAGUGUGUUCGUGUGUAGCCUGUCCAUUUUUAAGACCGUGUUUCUCAAUAUCACUUCAACUAUUUCCCUUUUCCCAUCAUUGAGAUUUCUAAAGAACAUUACACAAUGCUGCAAGUCUUUGUUAAGUUUUCUAUGAAACAGAAAAACAAUGACAUGCAAAUUGGAAACUUGUUUAUUUGUAUUUUUUUAAUUUGCAGAUUACCUAUUUUUUGUUUUUUGUUUUUUUAACAGUUCUUACAGCUAAUACUUUAUUGAAAUGCAGCACAAUAUAUGAGUAAACAAAAUCAUACAUAGUUCUAUCAUAAACCAUACAUAGUACUAAACAAGUUACAGUGUUCACUUAGGAUUAGACACAUUAACAGAGUGUUUAUUCUGCGAGAACAGUAAAGCCGUGGCUUAUGGGAUGGAGAUUUACAUUUUUAUUUAUUAUUUGUUAAUUUUGAACUAAGAGGGUUAAGAAAACAUGGCAGAACCACAUUAAAAAGAUUAAAUAGAGUGCAAGGUAUUGGGAAAGAUGAUAUUUGUAUAUCAUUAUACUUUUCAGUUCCCCUUUGAGACUAUCACUAUUAUUAUAAUUAUUAUUAUAUUUAUAUAGCACCAACAAGUUCUGUAGUGCUUUACAAUGGGUGGACUAACAGACACGUAAUUGUAACCAGACAAAUUGGACACACAGAAACAGAGGGGUUGAGGACCCUGCUCAGUGAGCUUACAUGCUAGAGGGAGUGGGGUAAAGUGACACAAAAGGUAAGGGAAGUAUUAGGGAAGUAGAUUGACAGAAUAGUAUUCAAUGAAGAAUUAGUCUGGGGUUUGUUUGGAGCCAUUAACAGUUUAAUUGAUAUGCCUUUUGGGGAAAAGUGAGUUUUUAAUGAUUUUUUUUUAAGGAGUGGAAACUAGUUGAGCAUCUAACGGAAAAGGGAAGGGAGUUCCACAGGAACGGUGCAGCCCUAGAGAAGUCUCAUAAAUCCGUGGUUCUCAAGUUAACUCUAUAGGGUCAGGAAUACAUGUUUGCUGUUUUCUGUUGUGAUCCUGUAAAGACUGUCUUUACAGGAUCACAACAGAAAACAGCAAACAUGUAUUCCUGACCCUAUAGUGUUAACACCACCAUCUAGCCCCUCAUGCCUCCAUAAAUAUAGUAAAAAUCUUACUGUAUUCAAGCCUGAAGCUGUAAAUCUGCAUGCUUUUAGACUCAGAAAAACAAGCAGUCUGCUGACAUGUGAUAGCCUGAUCCAACCACAGUGCUUCCCCAUAGGAUUGGCUGAGACUGACAAAGAGGCAGAUCAGGGGCAGAGCCAGCAUGAUUCAAACACAGCCCUGGCCAAUCAGCAUCUCCUCAUAGAGAUGAAUUGAAUCAAUGAAUCUCUAUGAGGAAAGUUCAGUGUCUGCAUGCAGAGGGUGGAGACACUGAAUCACAGGAUGCUGUGCACCGUGCUGCACUGUGCUCUGCUGACAGCAAAUCUGAGUGGAUAGAGACAUAUUACGCCUCCAUCAACUCGAAGUCCCUCUGGUUCACUCUGAGUGACUGCAACUGGAGGUGUUCCUAGCUUUCAAUGUUUACAUGAGAAAGCCUGCAGAGAGCUAUAGUUCUCACCUGAACAAUCUCAUUAAGCUGAAGUUGUUCAGGUGACUAUAGUGUCCCUUUAAAGACAACCAAAAAGCCAGAAUUUAAGAUUUGUGUUGAUCCCCUUCAUUACCAAAUUCUAUGGGUGGGAUGGGAUGGAGACCACAUUACAGAAAUGGAGGAGAGGGGAUGAUGGUUGUGUGUUUUUUGUUUUGUUUUUUUUCUCUCUCUGGUAUGAGUUGGGUAUCUCUGUUCAGCCAUUCUCUGUUUUUGACCCUAAUAUAUUUUUUGUUCCUUUUCCCUUAUUAUUGUAUUUCUUUGUAUUUACAAUUACUUAAGAAUUCUGAAACAAAAUGGAAAGACAUGACAGCAUCACCUUGUUGUUAUACUUUACCGCCGAUAUUCUCAUCAUUAAAUUUAGCACCACCAUAUUUUACAGUACAGCAUACAGUGAUCAAAGAGACACUCCAGACCCAUACUGACAGCUAGCUCUUCAACCUGAAGGGAAGAGCUUAGGGAAGCAUUGGUCAGUGCUUCUUAUGGGAAGUAUUUUAUUGGGUGACUGGGAGAGGAGACUGCCAUCACUGCCAUGCUCACCAGUGUCGCAAGAGGAAUCGUCAUUGAAUGAAAAAGUGAAGCAGCUGAAUUUUUUGUUUUUCUCAUUUGGGGUGGGCGUCGGGCACUGUAGGAGUUAAAGGAACACUUCAAUAUUUAAAACCAUGCAUUUAUGUUAAUAAGAGAGUGUUCCUUUGAAGUGUAUAGUAAUAAAACAGACAGAAACCGACUGACAGUACAUUUUUUUUUUUUAAAGCUCUUCCCUUAAGCUUCUAGUCUGUAGUUUUCAGUGUCUCUGCUCUGCUCACAUCACUCAUUGUAAACCAGUGACGUUGACCAUCCAUGUUCUCCUCUCACAGCCUCAGAGGAUCGUACAUGUAUAGCAUGUGCUAGUUACACCACUCUCCUCCUGUUUGUAGAGAUUCUUUCAGAUGCAGAUUUUGUGUUGUCACUUAUUUUAAAAGUUGACUCUUAAUGAAUAUUUUGUUUUGUGGGUCUUGUUUUUUGUUUGUUUUUUCUGCAGUGGGGAUGUGAUUUACAAACAGAGCAUGAAAGGUAUCUGGUAAAACACUGUGGCAACGUCCCAUUGUUCGUCAUCAACUAUCCGUACGACCUCAAACCAUUCUAUGCCCGCGACAAUGAAGAUGGACCCCAGCACACAGUGAGUACUGAGAAUGACUUGAGCAAAGCACCUUGUAAAACGUGUAAAUAACCCCAUGUCUACUACUGAUUGCUGAUUCAGUGCAAUCAGAAAUCAGUAGCAGACAUGGGGUUAUUUACACGUUUUACAAAAUUUAAGCUAAAUUUGUUAAACAAAAUAAAUUCUUGCUUACAUGCUACUAUUUUGUUGUACUUUCCCAACGAGAGCUUAGUGUUAUGUCUGGUAAGGAGUGAACUGGUGUUCACUGCACAGCAGUUUGUUCUAGCUAUCUAGUGAUUAAUAUUUUAUAUAUUUUUCUUUUCAAAUGAGUCAAGCUUUUGGUAAGAAAAAGACUCCUCUUAGUGAACAUAUGUUAAGGUCCAGUAAGUAUGUUAGCUGGUCAAUGUGUAUAGACUUUGUUUCUUUACGUUUUACAUAACUUGUGUUGAGCUUCAUCACCACUUGGAUAAGUGCCUCUAAAGAAUUGUGCCUUACACAGCGGCAGAGCUUUCGUGGUUGGUACACGGUGUGCUAAAAGAAAUAAGUUUAGACGUUGGUAUGUCUGGGGAUCAAUUUACAAAUCAGGUUUCUCGUCCUUUUGCUGGAGAGCAUUUGGAUUGAUUGCAAAUAUAGAAAGGGUGAGCAUUGAUUUCAAAUCCUGAGCAAAAAAGGGCAGAUGCCUUGAAGUAUGUGUGAAUUUAUCUUGCCAUCCUAGGUAGCACAAAAUCAUGUAUGUAUUUAUCGGCAAGGGCAAGACCGUGAGAGAGAUGUUUCCGUUAUUACAUUCUUUUCAUGUGAGUACUGAUAUGUAUGCGUGGUUAGAUGGGUUUACUUCAAAACUACGUGGUUUAUUAUGGGUGUUUUUAAACUGUAAUGAACACAAAUAUUUGAUACAAAUCCAUAGACAUCUGACAUAGACGUAUGACAAUAAUUAUAAUAAUAUGGUAAAAAUGUUUGUGGCUUUUUAAGAUGCUUUUGAAUGAUACAAUUGGGUAGAUUGGUUUUUCCUACACUAGUUCUGAGGGGCAAACGAUUACAUUUGAUAUAUAUUCUAUUAUAGUAAAUUCUAUUCUAUUCUAUUAUACAAACACUCUUAUGGAAUCCAACACGACUUACUGAUGAAUUGGAGUGUUUUCCCAGAUUAGCUAUUUUGAUCCAAUAUUUACUAAAAGUGAUAUAGUGUGUCUUUAUAUUGUAUUGUAGUAUGGUAAAAGUAUAUAAAGCAUUAAUUUUACUAAAAUGGUCAGUUUUAAGAUAAUUAUUGGUCUUGCUAUCUGUUUGAACAUACCAUUCUCAGAUAAAAUGGACUUUGCACUUAUUUAACCCUUGUUCUGUCUAUAAGAAAUGUGAACAAAUGUAGCCCUCAGCGUUGGUGUUACCAAGGAGUCCUGUUGUCUCAGUUCAGGAUUUGUCACGUGUGUGUGUUAAUUUCUGCUGAUCUGGUUUGUGUUAAACCCACACACUUUCCAGACACUUCCACAUUACGAUAUUUCUCCAAUCUAAUUUUAAACGUAGUCCCACAUCAAGAAAUGAAAGUUACUGAACGAUUUACAUAGCCGUUAACGUAAUAUAUGAUAAAGACAAAAUAGAGACAUGAAAUAUGAGAAGAAAUUAGACAUUACAAAAAACACAUCCCUUAUUGGGAUUUCAGUCAUAACGCAGCUAGGGAUACAACGGAUGACCAGAAUUUCUCAGUUAAGAAAAGUCUCUAAAUUAUACCUUUACACCCAGGGCUUAAAAGAAUGCUAUAGUGCUAGGAAUACAAAUCUAUUCCCCUAGCACAAGACUACCCUCUUCCCACAUCCCAACCCCCCUCCAAAUCCUUGCUGUACUUACUACCCAAUACCGGUGCCGAUGUUCCCCCUUCCGAUGUCACUCGAUGGGGGUGCUAAUGCGCCACCAGCACAUUAGGUUCUCCCCAUAGGAAAUCAUCCCUGCAAUGCUUUCUAUGGAUGUCCUCAUGCAGAGCGUGAUUGACAGCUACUAGAGGCAGUCUUAACACUUCAAUGUAGUUAUUGCAGUUUCUCAGAAACUGCAAUAAUUAACAUUGCAGGUUUAAGGGGACAGGGAUACUGCACCCAGACCACUUCAAUGAGCUGAAGUGGUCUUGGUGCCUAUAGUGUCCCUUUAAAAUGUCUACUUGCCAUUGGCAAUUGGAAGUUUAGUCCUUCCGAGCUUGUCCAUCACUAAGACAUAGUUUCUAUAGAAAUUGGACAAUUCUGAUGAUUCUCUUUUGCAAAUUAUAUUCACUGAUCAGUAUUUGCAGUGUCAGAUGUCUCAAUUAAAAUCCAGUGUUUGUCAUAAUUAUGUAUUGUCUAUCCACCAUAAUGUUGUCCUACUUGCAGAGUUUUGUCAUGUUUUUGUGAUAUCCGUAUUGUCACACCAGUUUAGAAACAUAGAAUAUGAUGGCAGAUAAGAACCAUUCGGCCCAUCUAGUCUGCCCAAUUUUCUAAAUACUUUCAUUAGUCCCUGGCCUUGUCUUCUAGCUAGAUGGCCUUAUGCCUAUCCCACGCAUGCUUAAACUCCCUCACUGUGUUAACCUCUACCACUUCAGCUGGAAGGCUAUUCCAUGCAUCAGUUACCAAAUAUUGUCAGCAACUGCACAAUUCCUGGAUAUAACCUGCUUGACCGAGGAAAGGGUAUCUGGGUAACCAGUGUAACCUGCUGCAGGUUCCUUCGGGAGAUGGUAGCGGCCAAUUUAAAGAAUGCUAUGACAUUAUACAGUUGCAAGAAAAAGUAAGAGAACCCUUUGGAAUGAUAUGGAUUUCUGCACAAAUUGGUCAUAAAAUGUGAUCUGAUCAUCAUCUAAGUCACAACAAUAGACAAUCAAAGUCUGCUUAAACUAAUACACUAACACACAAAGAAUGAAAUGUUGCCAUGUUUUUAUUGAACACACCAUGUAAACAUUCACAGUGCAGAUGGAAAAAGUAUGUGAACCCCUAGACUAAUGACAUCUCCAAGAGUCAAUUGGAGUGAGAUGUCAGCCAACUGGAGUCCAAUCAAUGAGAUGAGAUUGGAGGUGUUGGUUACAGUUGCCCUGCCCUUUAAAAAACACACACCAGUUCUGAGUUUGCUUUUCACAAGAAGCAUUGCCUGAUGUGAAUGAUGCCUCACACAAAAGAGCUCUCAGAAGACCUACGAUUAAGAAUUGUUGACUUACAUAAAGCUGGAAAGGGUUAUAAAAGUAUCUCCAAAAGCCUUGCUGUUCAUCAGUCCACGGUAAGACAAAUUGUCUAUAAAUGGAGAAAGUUCAGCACUGCUGCUACUCUCCCUAGGAGUGACCGUCCUGUAAAGAUGACUGCAAGAGCACAGUGCAGACUGCUCAAUGAGGUGAAGAAGAAUCCUAGAGUGUCAGCUGAAGACUUACAAAAGUCACUGGCAAAUGCUAACAUCCCUGUUAGCGAAUCUACAAUACGUAAAACACUAAACAAGAAUGGAUUUCAUGGGAGGGUACCACAGAGGAAGUCACUGCUGUCCAAACAAAACAUUGCUGCAUGUUUACAGUUUGCACAAGAGCACCUGGAUGUUCCACAGCAGUACUGGCAAAAUAUUCUGUGGACAGAUGAAACCAAAGUUGAGUUCUUUGGAAGAAACACACAACACUAUGUGUGGCGAAAAAAAGGCACAGCACACCAACAUCAAAACCUCAUCCCACCUGUGAAGUAUGGUGGUGGGGGCAUCAUGGUUUGGGCCUGCUUUGCUGCGUCAGGGCCUGGACAGAUUGCUAUCAUCGAAGGAAAAAUGAAUUCCCAAGUUUAUCAAGACAUUUUGAACUUAAGGCCAUCUGUCUGCCAGCUGAAGCUCAACAGAAGAUGGGUGUUGCAACAGGACUGUGGCGAAACCAACCUCGCCACUAUGCACUGGAGAAGCCUGGUUGCCAGCCUCCUGCCAUCUGACUAUGGCCCCCUUGUGAAUUCAUACUUUUGUAUGCAAUAUUUGGGCAUGUGACAUUUUUAUAUUGCUGCUACUGGCCCUUUAAGGGCCAUCCGUGGACAUAUUCUGACUGUUAGGAAUAAUGCCCUUUAAGAUUGUGCAGCAAAUUGCAUUCAGGCUGUAUUUAAUAUUAUGUGUUCGGUAAACAGUGUUAUGUGUAUGCAGCAUUCGUCUGAUUGUUCGGUAGAAUUACUCCAUUCAUUAUAUUGGGUGAAACUACCGAACAACCAGACCACCCUGGAGUAAGUGUGCCUUCAAUUACCGUUUGCAACAAUGUUGCAAACGGGUAAUUGGCAAUAUGUGUAAUGUGUGUUUUGUCCUCUGGGUGGCCGCCAUUCGGGAAACGAACACGUGGCGGCGGCCAUCUUAAACUCCCGAACAGCGGUGUUUUGCCGUCGAGUGUCUGGAACUAAAAUCGGACACUCGACUAAGCAAACACCGCUGAGACCUCCAGACUUCCAGCAAUUCGUGCAGAAACUACCGAACGGCCCGCCGUUCGGUAGAAAGGAUCCCACGAACAGGGGGAUUCAUACGAAUCCUCCCCAAGCUCUAUAACCCAGGCAAUUCGUGUGAUUCAUUCCCUUUUCUGUGACCGACUGCAGGGCCAAAGUACAUGGAACUAUUUUCGGAUACUUUUGCCAUGCAGUCGGUCAAAACUUUAACCCUUUAUAAUUCCUGAACCCCUGGUCCGAUCUGGGUGAUUUUUGGAUAUGUGUCUCACCCAGAUCAGGGUUACCAGGGGAUGUAACAUUUAAAGGGGUAUUCCUAUGUUUAGGGGUACAUCCAGUAUCCCAGGGAAUUUGUGUCUGUACUAAUGGGAUUAUGUGUCACACUAAGGGGAGGAGAUGUGUGGGAGGUAACUGGUACAUUAUUGGCUGGGGUACUAAUUGUUGUGGAUCCCUCCCUUGCAUGGGAGAAUGUCUUAAAAGGAGGCUGUGUGAAUAAAUCGAGAGAUUCUGCUUAACCCUCAAAACGAAGUGUCGUCUCGUUAUUGGGGGAAUUGGAUUGUGUGCUGACUGCCAGGAGUGUAAGCCGUUCGUAUUGCUUUUCCUGUUCGGCUGCUUCCAGAGUUCGUGUAUUUCUUGUUCGUGAGUUGGGGAUUCGUACAGUUUGGAGUUCGGGAGGUUGGUGAUUGCAAUAGCUGCUGGUCUAUGGGAAAGGGGAUUAUCGCCUAAACGGAUUUAUCCCCUUGUGAGAGAAACGGUCCGUUACAAGGACAAUGACCCAAAGCAUAGAAGUAAAUCAACAACAGAAUGGCUUAAACAGAAGAAAAUACGCCUUCCGGGGUGGCCCAAGUCCCGCACUCAACCCGAUUGAGAUGCUGUGGCAUGACCUCAAGAAAGCAAUUCACACCAGAGAUCCCAAGAAUAUUGCUGAACUGAAACAGUUCUGUAAAGAGGAAUGGUCAAGAAUUACUCCUGACCGUUGUGCACGUCUGAUCUGCAACUACAGGAAACGUUUGGUUGAAGUUAUUGCUGCCAAAGGAGGUUCAACCAGUUAUUAAAUCCAAGGGUUCACAUACUUUUUCCACCUGCACUGUGAAUGUUUACAUGGUGUGUUCAAUAAAAACAUGGCAACAUUUCAUUCUUUGUGUGUUAUUAGUUUAAGCAGACUGUGAUUGUCUAUUGUUGUGACUUAGAUGAUGAUCAGAUCACAUUUUAUGACCAAUUUGUGCAGAAAUCCAUAUCAUUCCAAGGGUUCACAUACUUUUUCUUGCAACUGUAAAUACUUGUAUAUUUAUAACAUUAGAGUGUUCCUUGUGCCUUUUAGAUUUAGGUCCUCCUUAUAGCAAGUUAAAUAAUAAUGUCAAACUCGCCUAUCAUCCAGCAAUGUGCCAGUCUCGCCACUGUUGCUUCUCCUCCUUCAUAAAAGAUCUGGAUAGAUGAUCUCAGCCAAUCAAAUGCUUCUCCAUUGGGACCCUAUAACAAAUGUCCAAAAGGACAAUACUUUGCUAAGGUAGACUUAACUGUGUUCGGUGUCAUCAUGAUGAGAAAGUGCCUGUAGUAGCUGUUUGACUGCCUCUAUAUUCACACUUACUGACAGAUUUAAAGAUAACCACUUCUCACAAAUGGCAGUGCUUACAGUUGUCACAGUGCAGGGACAGUAAGCCCUCUUUAUUAUGCUGCAGGUGCUCAGAGUGUCCCUUGUUUUGAGAUUUCUCACCUAUUAAAUAGGCUGCCUAUUAAAACUUUUCAUAGAACCUUGUGCAAUUUUUUUCCCACCCAUUCAAUGCAUUUGGUUAGGCAAAUCUCUAUAUAUUGUGAUGGUUAUGGCUUGUCAUUAAGGGGGUAAAUUCGGUAUUUCAGCAAACUCUCCCCUGGCAAUUUAACCCCUUAAGGACAUAACUUCUGGAAUAAAAGGGAAUCAUGACGGAAUAGUUCCGUCAUGUGUCCUUCAGAGGUUAAAGGGACACUCUAAGCACUAUUACUACUACAGCUUACUGAAGUUGUUAUGGUGCCAGGAUAACAUCUUUGCAGCAUUUCCUUUUAAUAGUUAAUCAAACUAACACAAUAGGACUUUUAAGCGAACUUCGCCUACUAGAUCUGACAGAGAAAAGCUGGAAAUUACACUUCUAGGCUCAUACCACUUAGUUGGUCAAUGCUCUAAUGGAGGGACUGACAGGCACUGCUAACCGGGACCAAGAGCUUGCAAGUGACCAGUCUCUGUGAUGAAAGCUCAUGCUCAUCCACGCAGAGACAGGAAAAGUGUUUGGACUUGCAAGUGUUCACUCUUGGGGAGCAGCUCCUGCAAGUCCCUCCACAUCAACAUACCCUGUCCGAGAGAUCUGGGAAGUGUUAUUCCCGCUCUCUGACUGAUGGGACUAUGAGUUCCUCUUUCCUAUUUGCUUAAAGGAUCACUAUAAGUUCAGAAACACAAACAUGUAUUCCUGACCCUUUAGGGUUAAAUCCACCAUCUAGCCAUUCUGUUCCCCUUAUGCCUCCCUAGAAAAUAGUAAAAUCUUACUGUAUUCAAGCCUGAAGGUGUAACUCUGCAUGCUGUUAGACUCAGAAAAACAAGCAGUCUGCUGACAUCAUCAGAAGUGGUGGCCUGAUCCAAUCACAGUGCUUCCCCAUAGGAUUGUCUGAGACUGACAAGGAGGCAUAUCAGGGGCAGAGCCAGCAUGAUUCAAAAACAGCCCUGGCCAAUCGGCUUCUCCUCAUAGAGAUGAAUUGAAUCAAUGAAUCUCUAUGAGGAAAGAUCAGUGUCUGCAUGCAGAGGGAGGAGAUACUGAAUGUUUGGAUGCAUUUUAGGCAGCCAUGACCCAGGAAGGAUCUCUAGCAGCCAUCUGAGGAGUGGCCAGUGAGGUUAUCACUAGGCUGUAAUGUAAACACUGCAUUUUCUCUGAAAAGACAGUGUUUACAGCAAAAAGCCUGAAGGUAAUGAUUCUACUCACCAGAACAAAUUCAAUAAGCUGUAGUUGUUCUGGUGACUAAAGUUUUCCUUUAAAUAUUGAAAAAAAUGAGUUCAGGGAUGCUCUCCUGGCAAAAUAACCACUCAUUAUGCUGAAGUGAUUAUGGUGCCUCUUCAGUUGAAUGUUUUUGAAAUAUUCCUUUAGAAACAAUGUAUUGCCCAUUACAGUUUUAUGUUGAGUAAUUCCUAAUGCUAAUUGAUCUUUUCACAUAUUUUAUUGUUCAGUCCCAAAAGCCUACUGAUAUGCUUUAAUGUCAUCAUUCUCAUUUUCUGUGUUGUUUUUAGGGAAGGGGAUUUUUAAUGCUCUGAUCAUUAAACCCUUACCCUAUUUGCUUUGUAUAAGCAGACAGAUAACUGGAUAUACACAGAUAUGAUUGUCAGAGUAUUCUCUCUCCCCUGUAUUUUCCCGCCAUGUUGACCUGGAGACCUGUUUUCCACAGGCCGCCGCUGUGGAUCUGCUUGUGCCCGGCAUAGGAGAGCUGUUUGGAGGGAGUCUCAGAGAAGAACGAUUUGACGUCUUGCUGUCUCGACUAGAGAGGUACUUUAAAUCACACUGGGCAGGGCUUAAGAUGUCAUGUCCUGCGCUACUAGUCAGGCCUUAUAAGCCACUGCAAGUCUGAAGGGGGCAUGGCACACACACCAGGGGUACAUUUCUACUCGCAAGUCCUGUCGCCAUGUCACUGGGUAAUAUGUUGCUCACAAAUUCAAUUAAAGGGGCUUUUCAUGCUUUGUUACAGUUUGGUUUUCUGCGCAUAAGACUCUUUACAGGUUUUUUUUUAUCACACCAGACUACGUGCAUGUGUUUUUGUUUUAGAAAGUUUUUAGUUUUUUUUCUUCUUGAUUCUAGGCCAUUCACUGUUGGUUUUUGUUUUUGUUUUGUUUUUCUAACAGAUUAGGACUAACCGACACGUAUCAAUGGUAAGUAAAGUGUGUUAAUCUGAUAUCACAUUCCUUUUUAACUGGUAUGGUAAAGAUGUCAACAAGAUUUAAAUGAAAUAUUGGGGAGAGUCAUCAAAGUAUCCACUCUUUAAAGCCUAAUUCUCUGCCUUAAUUUGUUUGGUCUUAUUUUUGUAUUAUUUUUUUUCAGAUUUUGAUCUAUUGCCGUUGUUUCCGCCCCAAACCAUCAUAUUUAAAUACGCUCAAGUUUGUUAUGAAAUUGCCAUGUAUUUAUAUGUCUAUUUUUUCCGACAGAAAAGUGGUCUGUUUUACUUUCAACCACUCUAAAUUUGUCUUCUGAAAAGGAAAUUUCUGCAAAAACUGGCAAUUUUCUCAAAUCGCUUUUAAAACACUAUAAUAAAAACAAUCAAAAUAAUGAUGGAAUUUAAGCAUCACUUUUCAGAACACUUUGAUCGAUACACUUUGAUCAUUGUGUUACUACAGCGUUUGUAAUAAGUGUGGUUUUCUCUCCCGAUGUGGCCACAGUUCACAGGUACAUAACUUGUGUGAUAUAUCUGUCUAUACUUAUAGCAUAACAUAAUGAGUAAGGGAACUCACAGGACUGCUGCUCUUCAGUUUUCAGUAAUCGGAGAUACAAAAAACCUGGCAACAUUACUUCUUCAUUGAGGGAAUUUACUCCAACCAAGUCAAUGAUCUGGCAACGUUUCGACAACAAAUGGUGCCUUUGUCAAGCCCAGCUUCUAUCAAGUGUGUGAACAUGAAUCUCGCCAUGAGAAUCUUGUAUAUACAGUUUUCUGUGUAUGUAUAAGAUUUCUCUAUAUUCUGUUUUCACUCAUCUUUUUAUGUUCCCAAAACACAUCCUUAAAAAAUAUCCAUUAGUGAAAAGAUUCAGAACUAAUUUACAUUGAGUUCUCUAGAUUGUUGACAACAUGAGCCAUAUUUCCAUUGCGAUUCAAGAUCAAAAAUGUCCCACUAUAACCACAAGAGAAAAAAAAUGUCACGAAUUUGUAGUUUGAGCCCAAUUGUAAGACAUCUGGAGAAGCUUAAAACUUAAAGGAAAAUACUACACAAUCACCAUCACACCAUUCCAAAAAACAUCAGUUCCUAUUGUAUAAUGAAUCUGGUUGUGCAUUGAAUUGGGCAUAUAUGUAACCUGCGUGUAGAAUGGGGGAGAGCAACAUUUUUUUAUUUUUUUAUUUUUAUUUUUUUUGCCUCUUUCAGCCUAAUGUCUGUAUGACCCAAUGAAAGUCCAGUGUUUCGGUUGGAGGGGAGAAGGUUUUGUGUUUUGUUCAAUAAGCCCUUGGCUUUUAACACAUGAUUGUUGCUUACAAAGUGGGAGGGGAGCAGAUCUGAAAAGCAAACCACAUCAGACAUGUGAGGCUGGCUCUUUAGACCCACACUGCUCCCAUAUGAAUGCCAUUCAUACAGUGUUAUUUAAAGUUAGCUGACAUCAUCGCUGUCUCACUGUCUAAUUUCACCUGUUGGUUGUUCGCUUUCUCCUUUACUUGUCUAGAUUUAUUUGUCUAGGUGUUCUUUGACUCCAACCUCUUAUUCAUGCCUCAUGUUCAGUCGAUCGCCAAAUCCUGCCGCUUCCAUCUCAAAAACAUUGCACGCAUCCGACCCUACUUAAAUCCAGAUGCGACUAUGGUGCUGGUCCAUUCGACUGUCCUCUCUCGCCUUGACUAUUGUAAUCCACUUCUCAGUGGUCUUACGUGCUCCCAACUUGCGCCGUUACAGUCCAUAAUGAAUGCAGGGGCAAGGCUCAUCUUCCUGUCCACCCGCACCUCCCACGCCUCACCCUUCUAUCAGUCCCUACAUUGGCUUCCUGUAAGAUAUAGAGCUCAAUUUAAAAUUUUGAUUCUUGCUUUCAAAUCUCUUCAUAAUGCUGCUCCCACCUAUCUAUCCUCCCUAAUACACAAGUAUGUCCCAUCUAGGCCCUUACGAUCUGCUGAAGACUUAUGUCUAUCUUCUGUCCAUACUCCCACCUCUGAUGCUAGCCUUCAAGAUUUCUCGAGGGUUGCACCGUUCCUGUGCAACUCACUUCCCUCCUCCGUUAGAUGCUCACCCAGUCUCCACUCCUUCAAAAAAUCAUUAAAAACCUACUUCUUCAUAAAAGCGUAUCAAUUAAACUGUUAAUAGCCCCCAACUGAUUCCUCUCUUGCAACUGUCAGUCUUGCAAAAGUCCUUACCUUUUUGUGUCAUUUUACCCCACUCCCUCUAGCAUGUAAGCUCAUUGAGCCGGGCCCUCAACCCCUCUGUUCCUGUAUGUCCAACUUGUCUGAUUACAACUACAUGUUUGUUCGUCCAGCCACUGUAAAGCGCUGCGGAAUUUGUUAUAUAAAUAAUAACAUAACAUCAACAACCUAUGGAAUUCUCUCCAAGCGUUAGAUCAGAGAGGCCUAAAAGAUAGAUCUGCAGAUGUUUUAAAACUACAAUUUCCAUGAUGCUUCGUUAUUCUAAAGGCUGGUAGAACAGAUGUAGUCAUAUGGUUAUCUCACUUUUAGGCACCUCUGAUUUAAAUACUAAAUAUUAGGUUAAUUUUCUAAAAAAUAAAACCGAACAGUUUUCUAAAACAUACAAUCUAACAUAUAAGCAACCAACUUUAUUGUAUUCUGUUUUUGUUUUGUUUUUUUCUUUCUACCAUUUAAUUUUCUUAUUUUUUGUCUCAUUAAACAGGUAUUUAGAUAUACGGAAGUUUGGGUCCGUCCCCCAUGGAGGCUUUGGAAUGGGAUUUGAACGCUAUCUGCAAUGUAUUUUGGGAAUAGACAACAUCAAAGAUGUCAGCCCAUUCCCUAGAUUUCCUUACUCCUGUCUUUUAUAAAGACCUAAAAAACAUUAAUAUAGAUAUUUACUUGAUUUCAAUGAAAGAAGCCAGAAAACCACAGAAGUAAGCAUUGAGCAUCAUAUCUUAAAGGUAAUCUGCAGACAUCUGGAAGAAAUCGUUACCUUAAACAGAUAAUGUGAACAAAAAGCAAUAAAACACUCUGGAACAUGUGCAACGCAAGGGUUUAAACAAGGACAAUCAUGUUUAAAGGGUUUCAUUCUCUUGUCUCUUACAUUAAAUGCCCUCUUGUUCAUUGUCAUUUUAUAUUGUGUUUUGGGAACUCUUAUGUAACAUUGAACCUUUUUCUGGGAAAUGAUUAGCUUGUUGUAUAAAUCUUCUAAAACAUUUGUUUUCAACGCGUGUCAUUUAUAGUUGCCUAUCUUCCUUAUUGUAGCACAGCAUGUAUACCCUGUUUUGUUGAUUUAAUGCAAACUUUAAUUUGUUUUCUUCUAACUAUCUUUAAAAGAUUUUUUUCUUUUCUGAGCCAUACACCAAAGAUCAAAGUCAAGGACCUCUUGUAUAUUUAUUAACUCAUUACAACGGACUCAAAACAUCCCUUUGCAAGUCACAAAAUAAAGGUUGGGCCAGGGAAAGCUAGC
Pelobates cultripes (western spadefoot toad) is the source of this 53623-nucleotide messenger RNA. The record is from the annotation of a GenBank genome assembly. NCBI's taxonomy places the organism in Eukaryota, Metazoa, Chordata, Amphibia, Anura, Pelobatidae.